This is a messenger RNA of Porites lobata, 59953 nucleotides long. The record is from the annotation of a GenBank genome assembly. Lineage: Eukaryota; Metazoa; Cnidaria; Anthozoa; Scleractinia; Poritidae.
AUACUGAAAAAACUUCGCCAAGUGGCAGAUGUCAGGAGAUGUUUCCAUGGUAAGAAAAACUCAGGCCAUUAAAGUUGGCACUGUUUACACACGACCAAGGGUCGUUUUAGACAAAAUUGGCUUAAAUAUCCCAUCUAUAAUAUGUUGAUUCUUGUCAUAGACACUACAAAAAUUGAAGAAAAAUGAUGAAAAGAAAGUUUUGACCAUAAACUUGCCAAAGUCACCAGAAUGAAAAAACUUUGUUGUUCUUGACUAAUGCAAUCAUGCGGUCAGUCUGAUACUUCUUGAUUGACUGUCCUGUGUAAACAAAGCACUUGAAAAGUUUGUCUUUCGGGUAAGAAUCUAUCGGUAAACAAAGCCAAUGCUUUGAUGUUUUGGAAAACACCUUACAUCAGAAGCGAAAGCAAGUGGUUUUGUAGUUUUCAGAUUCGCUUACUAUCCAGAAACUGAAGUGGAUUUUUCGGGAGCGAUUUCCGGUUGAGCGAGGGAUGUCGUUUGGGCGCGACAGCGUCACGUCGGGAAUUCCGAUUAUGUCAGAGAUUAUGUAGUUAUCAGGCAUGCGUGGCGUGAGCUGUAACGCGGGCAAACUACACUUGAAAAUGAACGAAGUGCAUGAUUAGUUGUUCCUUUGCUGAUCCAUGAAUGGUGCGGUGUUGAGGGAGAUCUGUUUUUUAAUUUCACGUCCAAGAUGUACUUUCUGGUUGCGUCGUUAUGCUGCAUAAUUCUACAUUCCUUCGGCUACAACCUCGAUACUGAAUUACCAAUCAUUAGAACGGGGGAACAGGACAGUUACUUUGGAUUUUCGGUCGCCCUUCACUCCUUUUACGAUGAUAUCGACUACAAGAAUUAUUUCUGGUAAGCGAUCUUGCCGUCGUUUAGUUGACGUUGUAUGCUAGUUGUGGACAUUUGUUUUGUUGUUUUUACAGGCUGUUGGUCGGCGCGCCAAAGGGAAAUAGUACGGUUUUGAAAGAGAAAGGAAUCGUAAAUCCUGGAGUUGUGUACAGAUGUGACUUUAGCAGAGAUGUGAACUGCUCUGUUCUGCCCUUUGAUGUGGACGGUGAGUAGCUCUUGAUUAUUCCUCAAGGGCUAAUUGUUCUUUCAUCAUUUUAUUUUUAACAGCUUUGGUAUAAAUAAUUACCUGUUACGUUCUGGCGAAUUCUUUCCAUGCAUCAAUUUUGGGGGGUCACGAAUUCUGUUGCUACGACCUCGCAAAAUGCCUGUCGGGCCAUGAUACUGUCCUAAAUUCCACCAAAUCUGCCAUUUUAAUCACGGAAACUUUUGCUGGAAGUGCUCAGUAGUCAUUUAUUGAAAAAGUAUAUUGAAUCGUCUUGCGAUGUAUCUGAAAAUUAUUUAUCGUUCAUUUAUGCAAAGGCAGAAUAAAAUAUUUUAUCAAUGGAGAGCUCCCAAGUCUAAUAAGAAAUUUUGAAAUUAGCAGGACACUGGGGUUCCAAGAUACUUAAUUUUUAAUAAUUUUUUAAGUUGUUUUAUGCAUUGGAAACAUGAAAUUCAUAUAAUUAUUCCUUCUUGCAUUCGAGUUUGUGUUACCAACACUCUCUAAGUCCACAAGAAAUUUCAAAGACAAAAAGAAAAAUCACAAAACUUAGGAAGCUUCCAUUGAGCAAUUCAUUUCCGCUGUUUACAGGAAUUACGUUUGUUGAUGUGUCCCCAUUUCAGAACCGCUUAUGUCAAUACCUGCUUGCAAAUGCGAGCAGAACUAACAGUCCUUUUCUUGAUUAUGAAGUGCCAGAUAUUUGAUACUUUUUGUUGACUUUUGAGUGUAAACUAUUAGGCUUUUUAGCGGUUUCAUUUACACGCACAGGGCACCUUAACAAAGUGAUUUUUCCUAGAUGAUCAAUCUCUCUCAGUGACAAAAUGUUCCAAGGUUUUGUUGGCCUUUCAAUUGAGGAUUGCCUUUGUUUUUUAUCAUACCCACCGGGGGUUAGUUUAAUGACUUUUAUUCUUUUGACCCAGCUGUGAGUAAGCGACCGCUUGGAAGUAAAAUUGUAUGACUAUUUACGGAUUGAACAGCGUUUAGUGUAAACAAAACGAAGCGCACGCCAGCUGACUUUGCAGUUUAUCUUUUCUGCGCCAAACCGUCGACACUCCUCCGAAUCAACCUUUCUUUUGUCAUGACUUUAUCUCUAUUAUAGUGUAUUGUUAAAUAAAUUCAUCUUGCGGCUUCGUCAAAGACAGAUGUUUGCUUUUGAGAGUCAAACUUUGCAUGCAUUUUGAAAGCGUACCGCGAUUGUUCCUUGAGUGUGAGGGGUUGUUGUUAAUUUAUUUUUCUUCGAACUUACAUGAUCAUUAAAAUCCCGCCGUCGUAGCUUUUUUCGAUAAAAUUCAAUCACUGCUGAUAUUUUUAGUAUUUUAGGAUCAGGUAAUGUCGAAACGGGUAAUUACAGUAAUAUGAAAGAUUCUUAUUUUGAUUUUUUUCUUUUAAAUAAGACAUGUUCUAACUAAAAUAGAUUAAAAAUUGGAUUUUGUUAUACAAAGCAUUAUCAUAUUUAUUUUGUUCUCUUUUAAUGGAAAAUUUUUAAAUUUGUGAACUUUGUUUUUGCGGUUUUCUUUUAUAGAUAUCGUUAACCUUUUUGCCCCCUAAAACAUUUUAUAUUUCAAAAUUUGUUUUGAAAUUAAUCUAGCUAUAUGGAUACCACUAAUUACACAAAUUAUUCCUGUAACCAAUCAGAUAUAAAAAGUAUGUUUCAGAGAUAAAAUAUAGUUUUUUUUGUGAAAAAGCAUCAGCAGGAAAUAGAGAACAUUUCUUUUUUAUAAGUAAAAUUAUUUCAUCUGAAUUUUUAAUUUUAAUUUAAUUCUGUUAACUUUAACCUUAUGAGUAUUAUUCAUUUAUUUUUGUGUGUGAAGUGACGAUAAAAUAUUUGUUUUUUAUCCUCAACAAAUAGCACAAAAAAAUUUGCUACAUUAUCUUUUUUUGUUGAGUAUUCAAAGAACUUGAGAUACAUUGUAUUCUUUUGUUUUACUGUAAUUUUUCUGUUUGCAUUUAUUUUUACACAUAUCUACUGAUUACAUUUAUUAUUAUUUAAUGCUAUCUUCGCUUAUCAGUAAUACAAAAUUGCAUAGUUUUGUUUUACAAAGAACUAAAGAAUACGUUAAUCAAUGUAUUUUUGUUCGAGGCAUUUCUGUUUGGUAGAUGUGUGUGGUAUUUGUUUUUUUCAUGCAUGUGUUUCUACAAUAUUAUUAUUACCGGGGCCCAGCCGAAGGCUGGCACCGGUCUUAAAAUGCAGACCGUCCGUUUUUUCAACGUUACAUUGUUAGGGAUAUAUCGCUGACUGAGAUAUAUCGCUGGCUCAUUGAAAUCUUAUCCGCCAUUUUGAAAAGAAGAGGCAUGGAGGACAGUCAAGAGAAAGAUUAUAGCUUUUUUGGGGGGAACGACACGUUCCCCAACCCAACUAGUUUAUGAGCGAAAAAUUUAACAGUGAAUAUUUGGAGAGACAAAUUCUGACGAUCACUUCUGAGACUGAACCUUCCAUCGUGAAACUUAUCGAGAAAUUGAGUGAACCUUCCAUCGUGAAAUUUAUCGAGAAUCAAAGCGAACACUUAUCAAAAUUUCUCUUCAAAAAGAUUUCAAUGAUUGACAUACCGAAGACUUCAAAGCUCCAUCGCUAUGUUAAUAAGGUGAGAAAACUUUAUCAUGCACGAUAUAAAUGUAAUAACAAACGCGAUCCAAAGAUAAUUAACUUAAAUAAAAUGGCUAUACCCAAGAAAGCUUAUUUGUUGUCUUUCUUUAGCAGGCAUUAUCACAGGAUAAUGAAACUAAAAAUAAUGUAAAGCACGUCGAUCUUUAUCAUUGUUUUCUUGCAAUUGUGUGAGUCAUAUGACCAAUUAUGUGAAUUUAAAGUAAAGAUGUUGAGAAGAAUCCAGGACCUACUCAAUACAACACUGAUCAUCAUGAAGUAAUAAUUAGACCUUCUAUGCAAAAUCACAGGUUGAGGUCACACUAGAGACUUUACUAUGGUAAAAAGGGCUUUACUAUGGUAAGUCUCGCAACGUCUUCUUUACCGUAGUAAACCUGACAGGUCCACUUAAAAAGGCAUUUGAAACUUUCCAGGCGUUUUUUCUCGCGUGAUCGGUAACGUGAGAGUGAAAAGUAAAACAAAUGAUGACCUGCUAUGAGAGCUGACUAAAUUGAAAUUACUGAACUGUAACUUCCUGAGCGUGACCCUCACAAGUGUACAAAGAUGCUUCAAUGUGAGAGAGUAUUGUUUUCUGUUGUGAGCAUUUUGCUUUUUAAUUCUGCUGCUCAGACGAGCAAGAAGAAUGCGCUCCCUUAUUACCUACCUUGGUUUCGAAUACGGGUUAGUGAAGAUGUUUUAGUGACAGGUUUAUUGAUUACUCAUUGAAGACGUAUUCUUAGAGAAAGAGCGGCAUUGCGAAGGCAAGCGUGGGUUUAACCUCGACUCCAGGAAUGGUUUGAAGAAAUGUACAGAAACAGAAACCUUCAAGCACUGUGGAAAAAGCAAUCACCGAUGUUCUAAAGCUAUUCUGUUAUGUGACCCUUUUUGAAACUACUUUCCUCAAAAAUCAUGACAAACUGUCAACAAAACAAACAAAGUUUAGAUAGACUAGAGAUAUACCCACCUAUUUUUUUUUGGUAACCAGAUGGUUAUCGGUGAUGGGUCAUCUUUGUUCUUUCCGCGGUAGUCAUGGAAAUUAACCAGGGUAGAGUUUACCAUUGUAAACUGAAAAAUGCCGGUCACACUUACGGCGCCGUUUACUAUGGUAAACUUGAGUUCACUAUAGUAAACUUUCUCUAGUGUGACCUCAACCAUGCAGUUGAACUCUCCUAUUUCCUCUGAGAAUUUGAUGCAGUCAAGAUUAGGUGCACUUUGUUUACAAUCAAUAGAUGUUGGCGGUGCAGGUGAUUGUUUCUUUAGAUCUGUAUCACAUCAAUUAUAUGGCAAAAGCAACCAUCACAUGCAUAUACGUACUGCUGGGGUUCAAUUUAUGAGAGACAAUCCUGAGAGAUUUAUUGAGAGCAAUACCGAAAAUUCAUGGAUAAGAUAUCUGAAUAAUAUGUGUAUUCAAGGUACAUGGGCUGAUGCACUUAUCAUUCAAGCAGUUGCAGAUAUACUACUGUUUACCCAGUUCAGGAAAGAAAUACUUCCUCUACAAUAAUUACUAUAGGCCAUAUUGAUGAAUGCCACUAUGUAUCAACCACUGCCUUACAAUCAAGUGUCUCCAUUUCAAUGUGCAAUGAAUUAACAAAUGAUACUCAGUCAUCAAUAAAUAAGCAUUUUAUUAUGUCUGUAUAUAACACUGGAUGACAUUUUUACAGUGCAAGACAACAAUCCAUGACCACAAAGAUCUAUUUCAAAAAUGUCUUAUGUCUGUUAUCAUUUCAAAUUCACAGUGUUUUCAAAAAAUAGAUAAAUGUGAUUAAUAAAUCUCAAUGAUAAACCUGAUGAUAACGUAUUUGAGAAAAUGUGAAAUUGUGAUAAUUCUGUAACAAACUUCUUUGCAAACUUUGUCAUUACCAUUCAACCCAAAACUGUCAGUGAUUUUUGCUUUUUCACUCAAACUUAAAAACAAAUGAAAACCUUAUACAGAUCACACUUAUUGACAUCACAGUGUUACUAAAAACACUACUAUAACACAGACCGUUAGCUGUAAUAACACUGAACAAACUUACAACAACAUCCUCCUUUCUCAUGCAUUUUGUUGCUUUUCUUCUGCAUGAGUUAAUUCAGACUAAGUAUUAACCUCCACAGAGGAGGGGGGAGGGGUGCGAGAGGUAAACUAUAUCUAUGCAAUCCCGUAUCCCACUGGGCCCCGGUAAGUUCCACGUAGUGGUUCUAGUUUACAUCUAGUACUACAUGUUCAUUCUAGUCUAUGAUAUCAGUGACAUCUACAAACCCAGCAUGCAUUUCCACUCCUGUUGAGCUCAAGCAAGCCAUGUGUAUUUCCUCUUUAUUAGCAAUGUAAUUACAAUUAUUUGCUCAGUAGGUGGUUGACAACUUUGUGUCAUUUCUGACAAUAUAGUUAUCAUGUUUAGUGGGAGGUAAUCUUCUUAUAUACUCAAGCAAUUAUUUGACAGGAUAUUAAAAAAAUUCACAUUACUGAAAUGGCAAAAAUUAGCAUUUGUAACCAAACAAAAAUUGGUGCAUUUUAAAAUGCUUGCAAGUCAAGGUCUAGCGGAGCUCUUCAGUAAGAUGGUUUCUGUUAACUCUCAUAUUUCUUUUAAUUUCUGUGAUUAUUUAGAGCUCAGAACUAGAGGAGAAAACUCUAUUUCUGAAUCUGUACAUGUAGGAGCUUAUUAAAUAAAUUGGAAUUUCACUCAAAAUAUUUUACAGCUCUCUAUAUAUAAACACAACUUUUUGAUGAGAGAUCUUGCUGAGGUAAGAUGCUGAGUUGAGUGGAGUUGUUUUCAUUAAAAUGUACAAUCAUUUAUUUGUUCAUACAUUUUUACCCUGGAGAAAUGAUAUAAAAAAAAAUGAAAAAAUCUUGUUGAAUCUCUAACUGUAUGAGCGAAAAGAUGAUAGAAAUAUAUAAACAACAAAUAACCUUUCUUAAAUUCUUCAAAUUUUAAUUUGCGCACUCUUCUCAUCCUUCACAGCUCAAAUAAAAUUAGUCCAUACAUUUUAGUUAACCCUCUCUUGUUCAUUGAAAAAUGGCUGUGUUUUAAAUUAAUAAAUAUAAGAUAUCUAACAGCGUGCAAAGAAAGUCGUGUGGCUAGUGGAUUUUACUAUUGGGCUAGUGAAUUCUGUUCUUAACUUGCCCACCUGGCAAGUGAAAUUUUUUAAGGAAUCAAAUCACACAAAAACUGUUAUCAACCAUGCUCAUCAUCGGGUUAGUUGAAAUGACUUUUGGUCUGGUACAUGCUAACUACAGCUUGCCCGAAUGGCAAGCUGUAAACUGACUUUCUUUGCACCCUGUCUAAACUUGUAUGUAGCUCUGAGUGAGAGUUUACAAGCAAGCAAGCUACAACCAGUUGCCAUUUAAGUACUUGAGACAUUGUACCAUAUUUUGGCCUAAAUGGCCUGUCCAUGAUCUCGUGCUUUUGAUCCCCCCCCCCCCACCCCUUAUCAAAGUUGUUAGCAAUACGAGACCAUGCACAAAACUUGGAGGAACAACUUUGAAUGGAAGGGGGAGGGAGUUCAGUAUUAUAUCUUACAGACCUGUGACUAGCAGUGUUUUAAAGCAAAAAAGGUCGUAUUUUCGCCAGUGUCUCAACAUUGUUGCAACUGUCUGUAGCUAAGGUACACACAUAUGAUUAAGUCUUAUAUGGGUGCCCUGUGUUUGCUGCAUUGUUUUGAUGAGGACCCUGUGUAGUGUGAAGUAAUGAUCUCAUACUCAAUACUAAAUGUUACCCUGAGUUCAGGAUUCAAUGCGAGAUAAGUACAUUAAUGGUUACAGUCUAGUAGCUAAAUCCCAGUAAUAUAAAACAUAAUUUGUCUGGAGUACAUGGAAGUGAAGGACUGGUAGUAUGUCUGAGUAGUUAGAGCACCGAAAUUGCAAGUUCAUCCCGAGUGCAACUCUUUGGUCAGGCUUGUAAAUAGCUGACUGGGUUUGCUUCCCGCUAGUUGGUAUAUAUGUCUCUUUCAAUAAUAUUUUUUUGUUUCUGUCCUUAUUUGUGGGCCACAAUGAUUGAUGAAAACUUCUGUGCUACUGGUAAUUGUGCUACCACCAUAAAGCUUUUUUAUUUUUUUGUUGUUGUUGUCCAUUUAAUAAGUUAUUCUUCAAGACAUUCCAAGUGCUUCUUUAUUGAAUGGUUGUUUCUGUUUUUAGGGGAUGCUGAGGGUGAUAGAAAGAGCAAUGCAUGGUUUGGUGUCUCAGUUUACAGUGCUGGACAUAAUGAAGAUGUCUUGGUAGGCAAACCGGAUUACUAUACGUUUCUGGGAAACUGCCCACCUACCCCUCCCCUAAGCCAGCAUUUUGCCUAAGUGAGAAGUAAUUGUUAAUGUUGGCUUAGGGGAGGGGUAGGUGGACAGUUUCCCAGAAAUGUAUAAUGACCCAGCAAACCAUUACCGGUAAUAUGUUUUUUGCUAUCUUGAGAAUACAGCCAACAUUGUGACACCACCAUUGGCGUUCCCACAAAUGACAUCUGAGAAACAAGCUCAGUAAUUCCAUACUGAUAACUUUCCAGUUCUGGGUGGUGCUUCUGAUUGGAUGAAGUAAAUUUUCCUACCAAUCAGAAGGCCCUUCACAGGCACAGCUGGGUAGUGAUGCGUCAUCAGUAUGAAAUUUCUUUGCUCAUUCCUGAGAAAUCAUUUUGCAGGGAAAGCUAGUAAUGGCAUUGUGAAAUGUCAGCUAUUUUCUCAGGUUAUAUUUAUUUCUUAGGGUAUUUGUUACAUGUAUCUGUAACUGCUCAUUAGUGGAUGAAAUUAACGACAUUAACUCCUUGUAAAAAUUCACAUGUCAGAAUUUUCUUUUGUAAUAUCCCAAGAAAUAAAUAUUAGCCUUAAAGCAGGGUCCGAAAUUGCGCCUUCCUGGUUGCCAAUGCGACUAAAAAUUUAGUCCUGGCGACCAGAAUUUCAUAGCUGGUCGCCAGCUAGCGACUUGUGAAGCUGGUUGUUAUUGUGGACUUUAACGUUCGAAGAAACUGAUUAAGAAUUGAAACCUGAUAAGUGACCUCCUGCUUUUAAAAACUUCAUUUUGAACUUCAUUGAAGUAAUUUCAGAGCUGUUGCACCCGCCGUAUCCCCCUACCAGGCACCUCACUUUUGCUCUUGAGCAACUAGAAAAUCUUAGUUUUUGUUUACAAAAAUCCUAUGUUGGGCACCCUGGAUUUUACAGGUUCGGAAAACCGGGGCUUCUUUUCAAUUUUUCUCACAGCACAGUCUUGCCCAUGAUUUUUUUAGUGAUUGGCAACAUUUUUGUUGCACAGGGUACCCAUAAAUUACAGCUUUUGAUUUUACCUUGGUAAUAUUAUGUUAUCAUAAUCAUUAUCAUUUUCAUUGCAAAUUAAGCUACCGCAGUAUCAAUAACAGUAACAUUUUCACAUUUUUUCCCAUUUCUUUAGGCGUGCAGUCAUAGAUUGCUUCAUAUAGAGGGAUCUUUUUAUACUUACCCAGGGCGAUGUUAUAAAUCUUCAUUCUUGUUAGAAACCAGUUUCGGAAAGGAUUUAUUAAAUUUUUGUGAAAAAACAAACCAAAGUGAGUAUACAUUUUUCAUUACACUCUGUAGUGAUUGCAACAUUAAAAAGAAAAGUAUCACAGUCAGUGUUGGGCAUGUUUAGCCUGUGAAAAUCCAUUUUAAAAGCCUCACAGACAAUGUUGGGCAUGUUUAGCUUAAGAGUACAGUCACCUCUUAUGACCUCAGUGUGCAAAGAAAGUAGUCUCCGAUAGCCCAGGGCUAGUGGAUUUUGCUCUUGGGCUAGUGAAUUCUGUCUUUAACUUGCCCGAUGGGCAAGUGAUGUUUUUUUUGAGGAAUUUAAAUAACAGAAGAACUGUGAAAUCAAUUCUGCUAGUCAAAAAGUUUUUGGGGUUAGUUGAAAUGACGUCUGGGCUAGUAAAUGCUAGCUUCAGCUUGCCCAAAUGGCAAGCUGUAAAAAUGAUUUUCUUUGCACCCUGGACCUACAUGUAUCAUCACUUGUGACAUUCAGCAAGAGAGGCAUUAAUGUCGUGGCCCCAAAACCUGGUUGGCGGGGCUCUUUGGGUCAAUUUUGCUGGGUAUUUUCUGCCGGCCUCCAGGGAGCCCUACCCCACUAUAGACAGUGUAAUUAGUGGCCAAUUAUAGACUCCAUCUUAGUCACUUUCAGGAAAAUGUAAUUUACACUGCCACUUUCUGUUUAUACAUCUACUUUAUAAAGCCUAGUUGGUGAGUUUGGUGUAAAAUGAAUUCACACAUUUUAUUUCAAAUUCCUACAACUGUAGAUGCAAACAUUUUGUAUGAAAAUUAUGUGACCACAUUAUAAUCAAUUCAGUUGUGAAAAUGCAACCCCAUCCAGCCACACGUGCCCAUCAACCAAUUACUAGGAAGUACAUGUACCCUCUCCUUGCCCCAAAUUUCUCACUGGUGAUGUAAAUCUAUCCAGAUCUGGAGCUUCGAUUGGUUGAUGUUUUACAUGCAAUUAUUAUACUCUUUCAGCCAAUGCUUACAAAUGUCAGACAAAAGACAUGAAAUAAUAUUUAUUUUAAAUUCAAGUCUGAAUGUUGAAAGAUGCCAUCCAGCCUACAUCGUGACAUGAUGCAAGUCAGAACAAUGACAUUCUGCUGUCGGGAUCAUACAAAAGAAUGUCUGUAAUGGCAAGAGUUUUAAAAUAAUGGGAUCUUUUAUUUCGGUCAAACGUCUGUAAGUUUGCCAUGGAUUUAGCUACUGUAUUUUUGAGAUAUCUGUAAAAAUGUGUUGCCUGCAAAGCAAGACUUUACUGUACACUGUAGGGGAUAACUUUGUGCGAUAAACUGGUAUCCAGGGUCCAGUGGGGACAGGCAAUACUCUGAGGUCCUUCAUGCUUCCCUGAGCCCCCAUGUGUGACUUUAAGUUGAUCACAAGGAGAGGUUUGUAAAUGAAUUAAACAGACUUCACACAGGUUAACUUUCUUGUUAUAUUUUGUUUAGAUAAAAUAAGUGAAGGGGGACUAUCCACAAUCAACUACCUUGAACACAAGUAUUGUCAAAUGGGAGUUAGUAUUUCAUACAUAAAGGUGAGACAUGACUGUUACAUAUUGUACUCAUUUUUUUUUUGAGAAUCAGAGUGAGAGAAAAAUUUUGUUAUCCACUUCUCCUUCUGACAAGCUACAUUAAAUUUGGUUGUCCAAAACCCAAGAGUUCUUGUCCAAAUGUUUUGCUCGAAACACGGGCAUUUGAUAAUCUUCCCUUGAUUCACUAGUUAAUUCUUUGCUAGCAUCCCAGAUUUUUUCUUUUAAUAAUAAUAAUAAUUCUGUUAUUUACCCUUGGCAGUAUUUAUAGCACUAGUGCUAGUGGGGCUGAGCAAAUGUUUGAAACAAAUAAUACAAAUCGAACUUAACAGGGUUGAGAAUCCCAGCUGGCUAGAGGCAAACCAGCUGGCUAUUUACAAGCAUGACCAAGGAUUUGAACUCGGGACUACCGUGAACAAGAGCGGGACUUGAUCUUGGGGCCUCCUAGCCUGUGAAAACAUCCGUUUCUCCUCGCUCUUCGCCGCCGGGGACGUUUCGCGAGGAGGAACGUCUGCAACUCAGCGACAGAAAUUCCAUACUGAUGAUGCAAUCCAAUGUUUACAUAAUAAAUCCUGUAGUCAUGGGGUUCCAAAUACAAAUUUGUCCAAUUUUAUGUGUCUUCUGGUUGAUUUUGGUAAAUUGUUGUGUUCAUCUGCCAACGAGCUCCAGCAAAACUCACGUGCUAGCUUCUUCUAGAGAAGACUAUAUUUCCACAAGCAUUGACUGUUUUGUUCGAGAUUCUUCGCGUUUACAUUUGACCUUUGUGGCCUUUUGUCUUUUGUCUGUCAUUCGUAAACAAUAGCUAAAACAAUGUAACUACUUCGUCGACCAAUCAGCUCUUCUGACCGGAUUCCGGACAGAUUUUACGUCAUCAGUAUGGAAUUUCUGUCGCUGAGUCGCAGACGUUCCUCCCAGAAACGUUCCCAUCGGCGAAGAGCGAGGAGAAACGCAUGUUUUCGCAGGCUAGGGGCCUCCGAAUUGCAAGUCCGUUGCUCUAACUACUCGGCCACGCUUCCUCCUUUCUCGGUUGCUUUGAAAGAAAAACUAACAAUGAAGACUGUAAUUUUUGGACUUUUUGUGAUUCCACCAUUAUAUCAACUCAAAUUUUGAGCCUGGGAAUGAGUUACGUCUUAACAGAAGUAAUUUUAUGGUAAUUUGAAGUCAAUUUUCAAGUAGUUCGGUAUUUUUUCUAAUUAAAAAUGUACUUGUCCCACGGACAAGUCAUGGGUUUACAUGUCCAAACUAAAUUUCUAUCUGUCCUGGACAACUGGACAUAGGUUUUGGCGCACCCUGAUUCAGAAUGUUGUCAGACUGCAGCCUCAAGCCUGCAGGACAGGGAGGAUGCUGUAACCUCCUUGUAGAGGGCAAAGUAAAAUAUUCACUAUUACGCCCCUCUCUAUUCAAGGGAAGAAAGUUAUUAACCCCCGCUCUCUUUUAAGCCUCUCUCCCCUCCCCGUUACUCUUAAAUGAUAGACGUUUUGCAACUGUAACAUGGUUUAGUAUUCCCCUGCUGGAAGUUCACUUUAAUUCCACUUUAUCUGUUCAUGAUGCCUCAACAUCUUUCCAUUAUUACUGCAGGAAGACUCAAUGCCAUUAAUUGGAGCUCCUGGAGUAUACAACUACCAAGGUUUGAUAAUAACAAAUUAUCACAGUUAUUGUUACCGCUGAUAGAUAACAUUGCAGAUUCUUUAAAAAAAUUAUCAAGAUAAUUAUUCAUUCAAUUUGCAAUAUUAUCAUUUAACAGGAGAGAUAAUUUACUAUGCAAUCCCACCGAAAGAAGUGACAAGAAGUAACAAAGAGAAUGGAUAUCAAGGUUUGUGAUAUGCCCGUUAGUGGUUCUCGGGAUAGCAAGAACUGGGGAUGAUUAAAUGGGAGGAGGGGGGGAGAUUAGAAACAAUUAACAAAAAAAAAUCCCAGAUCUUCUAACAAAACCCCAAAACCAUUGGACAAAAAUUUAACCCUAAAAGAAUCCAUGCUGAAUUUUGGAGCCUCAAGAGCAAAAGGGAAUUCUUGUGACAAAAAAGCUGUGCACUAAACAUGAUGAAUGAGAAAUCAACUGAAUGAACUGAAACCAUGUUGGAAAUACCCUAGGACACUUUGCAGAGUAUUGUAGAACCAGUUUAACCCUUUAAGUCCCAAAGGUGACCAACAUCAAUUUUCUCCUAAUGAUAUCCAUAGACAGGGUGCAAAGAAAGUCGUCUCCGAUAGCCUGGGGCUAGUGGAUUUUGCAGUCAGGCAAGUGAAUUCUGUUCUUAACUUGCCCAAAGUUUUUUGAGAAAUUUAGAUUACAGAAGAACUGUAAUCAAUGCUGCUUAUCAAAAAAGUUUGGGGCUAGUUGAAAAGACUCUUGGGCUAGUACAUACUAGCAACAACUUGCCCAAAUUGCAAGCCAUUUAAACUGACUUUCUUUGCACCCUGAUAGAUUGUCAAGAGGUUAGGUUAUGAGAAAAAAUGAUCACCAAACAGAAAAUGCCUAAUGAUCUUUUAUCAAAUUCUCUCAACACUUUCUUUAAGGAAAUGUAUGGAGACCAGUUUGGAGAAUUUGUACUUAUAUAUUGUGGCUUAACCCUUUAAGUCUCAGUAGUGACCAAGAUCAAUUUUCUCCUAACAAUAUCCGUACACUGUCCAGAGAUAAGUUAUGAGAAUUAAUAAAAUGAUCACCCAAGAAAACCUUCCUUGAUCUAUUAUCAAAUUCUCUCAACUAAUUCUUAAAGGAAAUGUAUGGAGAUCAGUUUGGAGAAUUUGUAAGUGGAUACCGGGGCUUAAAGAGUUAAAGGGUUAAAGGAACAGUGUAGUGGAAUAUUGAAGAAAUAUAAACAACAACAACUGAAUUACAAGUUUGGUUGUAAGUUUACGAAUGGACUGCCAUGAAUCUUCAAGUUAUUUUGAAUACCCUUCAAAAAAUUAUGCCUACCUAAAUCAAGCCACACCCAAAAAAAUACUCGCCCAAUUCUCCCUAUUAAAAAAUCUGUGAAUGGAAAAUAUUUCAAACCUCAAAAAAUCCUUCAAGUCUUGCUUUCCUUUUAUAUAGUCAUACAGUAAGCAAGGUUUAAUAUUUUCAUGUUCAUACAUAUAUACUGACCAGGAAGGCUGUGUGAAUGAACAUUUCCCAGUGUUAAAGCAUUUCAUGUAUUAUUUUUUUGUAGGAUACUCUGUAACCACUGGGAAGUUUUUCAAAAACGAUAAAAACGGUAGGUCCAGUACAUUAUAAACAAUUAUUGGAUGAGUUUUUUUGUGAUGUCUGGAAUAAUCAAGGUCAAGAUAAGUGUUAAUUAUCAGCCGAGACAAAGGCCAAGUUAAGGCUGAUAAUACUUACAAAAACCACUUCUAAUAAUUGUUUUAUUAUACAUUGUUUUGAAGAAAAUAAAAACAAACACACCAUCGGAAGGAACCUGAAUUGAUAUUGUUAUUAGAAAUCGUGCAUUGCACGUGCAACAUACAGAUUAGUCAGUUAUCUGCCAGUAGAGAAGUAACUUAUCUGUAGGUUACACUGAUUUCCAAAAUUAGCUGUAGGGUUUUAGCCAUUGAGAAGACAGAUGGUGAGUACAAUGUAUAAUAAGUAAGGACUGGGGUCAGGGGGCAGUUUAAGAGGAGGCCUCUAAGUAUGUUUGACCCUCAUCCCCAAAACAGUUGUAACCAAGUUAGCCUGCGGUAAUGCAAAGCGCUCUAUCUCAACGAUCUUACCGAAGAAUAGGGGACUGUGAACACUCUAUCAAAGGGUUGCACUAUUUGGUAAAGAGGUGCAAAGUAAUUGCCCAAAAUCUAUGCAAAUGAGAUAGCCUUCGUCCACAUUUCGAGGUCUCUAGUUUUCUAGGUUGUAGUUUUUGAGGUCUUAGGUCUUAGCUUUCUAGAGUACUGCAUAAAAUGGGCCCAGGUCAGAGGUACAGUGAUCGAAGCCCCUGAAAACAAUAUGGUGGCAGUGAAAACAGUCAUUGAACCAUCUUAAAAACAAGACAUUUCAAAACCCCAAAACAUGACUGUUGUGUGAUGUUGGCAGGAUAAAACAUAAAGUGAAAUAAGAACAAAAAUGGAAAAUCCUCCUAUUCUUGAACUGCUAUUCAGAACUUAUUUAAUUGCCUGCUGUUGACUAGCCCCAAACUUCUGGUUGCCAGCUCUUAAUUUCUACAUGUAGGCACAUUGCCGACAAGCGGCUUGCAGUUUCGGACCCUGUGUAGUACAUUUCGGUUUCCAGCAAUGAUUGGGAUAUUAUAGUUACCCACUUCUGUCAUAACCUGGAGAAGUAUUUGGCUAGGACUUUUUUAUUAUUCAAAAAAUUGGGUCUUUGAUGUUACUAUUAUUAUUAUUAUUAUUAUUAUUAUUAUUAUUAUUUAUAUUUGUAGAUAUUGCUUCUGGUGCUCCAAGUUAUGACCAACAUGGAAUGGUAAGAAGCCUUAUGUCAAGGAAAACUACAUUAUUUUGUAGACAUUUUUGGACAAUUGGGCAAUCUGCAGGAUUAAUUAUUUUUAAUUUUUGUUGCCCAAAGCUGAGUCUGAGUCAUUUAUCAAAUACAAAAUUGUUUUCUGUUAGCCGACUUUAUUUGUGUUUCUCUUAUGUCACUUUUUAGGUUGUCAUAUUUAGAAGUCGUAGCCCAGGAGUAUUUCAUAGUAAUCCAACUGUAAUCUACCCACCACAACGUCAACCUGGUACAGGUUUUGGGUAUGCAGUUUGUGGAGUUGACCUUAACAAUGAUGGGUAUGUUAUAAAACCUAAAAUCUGUUGACAGCAUUAGUACAGUGGAACCCAGUUUAUACAGUCACCAAUGGGCCCCAAAAAAUUUGGCUGUAUUAAAGGGUGACUGUAUUAACGAGGGUUUUUUUUUACAAGAAAAAGUAUGGCCGUUAUGCCGGGUGGUCAAAAAGUGGCUGUGUUAACAAGGUGACCGUAUUACUGAGGUGGCCAUAAGGCGGGGUUUCACUGUGAUGUCAUUAGUAAUUAAAAAGCUGAUGGGCCAAUGUUCUUAGAAGACCUUGGCAUUGGGGCAUUGCCACAUUUUCUCAUGAAAUGCUGCAAGGGGUCCCACGGGCGUAAAUAAGGAAAAAAAAACUUACAAAGCGUACGUAAGCAUACGUACACAUACGUACAUUUCCUUAUAAUAUAAGCCAAAAUUUCAUUGGUUAUGGUGUCUUUACUCUAACUCAGAGCUGUAAAACUUUGAGUUAACUGUAUGCAGUGAAAAUUGGAUGUUUAUAAUUCAAGAAAGUACGAGGUGUUUACUCUAACUUAGACCUGUCAGUAAAACGUUGAGUUAACCGUAUUUAAAAAUUGUGACCUGCUUUUCUCCCUCAUGACCCUCGUUAAGCUUUUUUAUGGGUCCUGUCGACCCAACUGUAGAAAAUCCUAGUAAGAACACUGUUAAUUAUUGAAAUAGGACUGAGUGGUAGCUAAUUUGGUCUGCAAUCAUACAAGACAGUGAUUAAAUGAACUCACAUCAGCAUUCAAAGAAAGUGGUGUCUAUUAGCCUGGGGCUAGUGGAUUUUGCUGUUGGGCUAAUGAAUUCUGUUCUUAACUUAACCCCGACGGGCAAGUGCUGUGUUUUGGGGAAAUUCAAAUUACAGAAGAAUUGUAAUCAAUCCUGCUCAUCAAAUUUUUUGGGGGCUAGUUGAAAUGACUUUCGAGCUAGUACAUGCUAGCUACAGCUUGCCCAAAUGGCAAGCCGGAAAACUGUCUUUCUUUGCACCCUGUCACAUGGGAGUCUGACCACACAAAGUUCUGUUACCAAAUCAUAACUGAAACAAAAUUUUAUUCAAGCUUUUUGAAAUUGAAUAAUAACAAGGUUUUCCGAGAGUUUUUUUUCUAGAUUUAGGAAAAAAAAAAAUUCAAGAGUGCAAGCUAAUAACCUUAGGCAUGAUAGAUACUGUCGUUUUGCCCGAUAGCCAAUUAGAUUAGAGAAUUUUUUUAGUUAUGACUGGCUCCAUGAGUAAGUAAUAAUCAGCUUAUGGGAUGAGUGUCUGUCUGUGGUAGGUGUUCCUUGACAGGGGUUUGAAUUUACAUGUAUAUGUACAUUUGGUACACGUUUCUGAAUUGAUUGCAAGAUUUUGUCACAAUUAAAAUCAUACUUAACAUAUUUUACUUUAUCUUCACUAAGUUUAGUUUUUCCUUUUAUUAUAUGGAGGAGAGUGUUUUACUGGGAACUAAACCACUCGUAGAUUCCAUACGCCACUUCAUCCGGGACCCGAGUGGCGUAUUUUCCGUAUGUCACCUUUGUGAGUGUCGUAUCAUUCAAUGACGUCUCGAUUCCCGCCUUUUGCUUUUGUUGAAAUGGUUUCUCCAUAUAAUAAAAAGAACAUUACACGUUGGCUCGAAGAUAUGAAUUUUAUGUUCUCGUGGCAAAAACAAUAUCUCACUUGUUCGCUUCACUCACUCGUGAGAUAUUGUUCUUGCCACUCGAACAUAAAAUUCAUACCUUCUCGCCACCGUGUAAUAUCCUCUAUUUAUUAUAUAAACACCAAUGAAAUACCAGCUGAGCUUUGCAUGAAAACUUGAUACCUUCACAUGUGAAAAUAACAUGUUAUCUUCACAUGUGAAAAUAUCACAUUUCCUAUGGCUACAUAAAAAAUUGCACCUUUGACACCAAAAAACUAUUAAAGUGAAAUGGUUUGGCAUUUCAUUGGUGUUUAUAUAAUAAAUAGAACAUUACAUGGCCGCUUGGAGAUACGAAAUUUCUCUUCCCGUGUUGAAAAAAUAUUUCACUUGUUUGCUGCGCUCGCUUGUGAAAUAUUUUUCAACACUCAAAGAGAAAUUUCGUAUCUCUGUGCGGCCAUGUAAUAUCCUCUUUUUAUUAUAUAAACACCACUGAAAUACCAAGUGAGCUUUUGUGCGAAAACUUGAUAUCUUCACAUGUGAAAAUAUCACCAUUGCUAUGGCUUCAUAAUAAACCAUGACACCUUUUAGACCAAAAAUUACUUAAGUAAAAUGGUUUGGCAUUUCAUUGGUGUUUAUACAGUCGACUCUCUCUUAACGGACACCUCUAUAGGACAGACACCUCUGUAAAACGGACACCUAGAGUUUGGUCCCUGCCUUUGUUUAUUCCCUUUAUUUGACUCUUUAUAAGAUGGACAUCUCUCUAAGACGGACACUUAGUGCCGGUCCCAAAGGUGUCCGUCUUGGAGAGAGUUGACUGUAUAAUAUUGAAUAGAACAUUACAUGGUCGCUUGGAGAUACGAAAUUUCUCUUCUCGUGUUGAAAAAAUAUUUCACUCAUUUGCUGCUCUCACUCGUGAAAUACUUUUCAACACUCAAGAGAAAUUUCGUAUCUCCGCGUGGCCAUGUAAUAUCCUCUAUUUACCACACUCUUGUUACAGUUUAUAACAAAUAUGGCUAUUUUCACACUACACCAUAUUGCCUUUGGGCCAACAUGAAAACCAUACUGGACAGGGCUUCCUGUUCAAACAUAAGAACAGUGAUUUUGGCACAGAGUAAAGCUGCCCCUCCCCCGAUCUUUAAAGUGGAGAGUCACAUUUCGGAUAGGUGUUCACCAUCUGGUAUAGUGUCAACAUAAGCCUAAGUUUCACUUCUGUUGAUACUUACAAACUCACUACUUAUAGGUCGUGUAUGCAAUGUUUAGUCUUUCAGAUCUCUUAGUUGGUGCGCCAUUUUUCUCUGACAAUACACAUCCUGAGCAAGGAAGAGUUUAUGUGUAUGAAAACAGAGGAGGUGGAGACAUGAAAUUAGCUUAUGAGUUGCCAGGCAUCUUUAGGAUCGAUAAAUGGAGAGCUAACUUUGGGCGGGCAAUCGCUGCUGUUGGAGACAUCGAUCUGGAUGGAUUUCAAGGUAUAGAACACUCAGAUUAAAGACUGUUUAGUUUUUUUUCUUUAAGAGCUGUUUUGCAUACAUUUACUAGUGUUUUCUAGCUUUGUCUGACAUUUUUUCAGGGCACUUUUACCAUUAAUUUAUCUCUAGACCCCAUUUAAUGCAUUUUGCUAAGCUGCAAUAAUAUUUAUUAAAUUGGCUUAAUAGGCAGUGUUAUAAGAGCAUGAUUGAGCCCAUUAUUCCCCUCCCUGACAAUGAUAUUUGUGGGGAAGGAAUGUGUGAGGAGGACCAGAAAGCUCUUACUUAUCCUGUUACUGCUGCAGGGCUCUCAGCAAAUGGGUACUUGAUUGCAGAGAGAGAGGUUGUGGGUUUGAUUCCUUGGACUGGGCCAAAACUAAGUGUCUUAAAAUAACUGAGAAAUGAAGGUACAAGGUGUACUGUGUUUGCCCCGGAAACAGGUAGACUUUCACUUGGCUUAAAUGACCGUGUAAAAAUAAGUAUUAUCCUCAAUUAGCAUAUAUUGUUAAAGGAAGGUUGAUGUUAUUCUUCUUGGAGCUAAAAGAAUUUGGCCUGUUGCUCUAAAUGCACAUGCGCGUUAGCACCCUCUAGGUUAAGUUUUUCGAAAGACGGGUGGUGCUAAUUGAGGGUUCAUUACCAUGACAACUCGUAUCCCCGGCUUGCAGUUAAUCUAGGCGAACUGCUCACUUGGCUCGGAAAACCUAGACGCUGAUCGCUUAACUUUAUCACAACUACUUAACAAUAAUUAUGGUUCUUUAUUUCAGAUGUAGCCAUUGGUUCUCCAUACGAGGGUAAUGGUGAAGGCGUGGUCUAUAUCUACAGGGGCUCAAAAAAUGGUCUUGUUACAACACCGAUGCAGGUAAAAUGGAAUUUUGACUUUGGCCCGAGUAAAACGACUUCUAUAAUUCGCAGUGGGAUUGAUAAAUUUAAAUAAAAUAGCAAAAAACGAAAUGAAUUCGGUAGGUGUAGUUAACUGACAUCAUCGUGAAAAUAGACUAUUAUUUUAAGUGGCUCGAGUUUAGGAACGUGACUGCACUAAACCAUUCCAUGCAACUGCAUUUUUUUUUCCAUUGUUGUUUAGGUGAUUGAAGGUUCCACUGUCUCGUCUGGUAUCAAAUCAUUUGGAUAUUCAAUAUCCGGGUCAUUAGACAUGGAUGGUAAUGGAUAUCCAGGUAUAUGAAUUAUCUUGUGUCAUGCGCGUAGACAGAAAUAGAUAACUAUUUCUUGUAUCUUGUUUUAUCUUCAAAAAGUGUAUGCCAAGCUUUCGUGGCAAUUUAAGUCUGAAAAUAUUAUCUGUUUUGCAGAUAUUCUUGUUGGAGCUUACCAGUCGGAUACUGUGGUCCUACUUAGGUAAGCUUUAUUAAGACAUUCACUUCUAUUGCCAGAUGGAAAGCCUACUUGCUACACAUUACAGUGUAACCUUGACAUACAAACUUCUAUAUAACGAAGUCCUCAGUAGUAUAACGAACAAUUUUAUUUACCCCAGUAAUAGUAAAGUUCGUUAUUUCGAGGUUUCACUGUACUAGUUGCUUUUCUUUUUCUGACUCAACCCUCCAUUCCCCUAUCAAUCACGUUUUUUGUUGAUCACACACCUUUCAUGGACAGACGUCUAUUUUGGACAGACUCCAAAGGAAUUAGCCUCGGUGUGAAGACCCUUUUUGGACGAACAACUGAAGGAGCACAUCUGGGUUGGCCACUUAGAGAGGCAAUUUCUCUGACAGACGUGUGAAACAUCAUAAUGCUUAUUGAACAUUCAGGCACGGCAUUUUGGAAUAUUUUUUAACCCUUUUAAAUCCUAAGAUUGACCAACAGCAGUUUUCUUUUAACAAGAUCAGAAAUGAUGAAUUGAUCAUCGAAUGGGAAAUGCGUUGAUCCUUUAUCUAGCCUGCCAGCAAGCUCUCCGGGGCGCUCUGGCGGUGGGGCGGGAAAAGGAAGGAGAGCUUCCUUCUACGUCUCUGGAAUUUGAAUUCCACCUCUAAUUCCCCUGUGGCUCCCCUUCGACUGAGCUGUCAGAUUUCUGCCAAUCAGCGCGAAGCGGAAACGAGCGCGAAUGUAAACAAACAUUGAAAAACACGUGCCAAGGGUAAUGACGUCAUUACUAAUGUCAUCUCCGCCAAUCAGCUUUUUCACUCGACUUUUUCGAUGCCGAUAUUCAAAUUCCAGAGACGUAGUUGCAAGCUCUCCUUCGUUUUUCCGCCCCGCCGCAAGAGCGCCCCGGAGAGCUUGCUCGCAGGCUAUCUUUAUCAAGCUCUUUAAACAGUUCAUAAAGUGAUUGUACGGAGUUCAGUGUGGAGAAUUUGUAUGUGGAUAUUGAGGCUUAAAUGGUAAAACAGUGACAGUGGCUUGUGUUGUUUUUAGAUCUAAGGCCGUCAUCUCGCUUUCAUCAACCGUCACGAUCAGCCCGAGCACUUUUGACAUUAAAGGCAACCCCACCUGUAAUGAGACUAACGAUGGGAAUGUUAAAUUUGAAACGUUAUGGUGAGUAUUGCAUGUUUCUUAACCCGUUGAUACUUAACUGCCUAGGCUAGGUAAAGUACACUGUAGCUAAAUUUUCACCAGGAACAAGUAUUGCAAGGAAAGUUUUGAUAGUUGCGCUUCAUUUUGUCUAUAAGAUGGUCUUAGUUUUCCUCUCUGUUGUUUCGUGGCUGGGCAAUUUGCUACUUUAGAAACGAAGGCUUUAGAAGACUUCUCGCACUGUUACAAGGGACAGGGAAAAAAACUGGCCAAUAGCUGACCAGUGCGUUCCCAGUAAAGAUUCCUGAAACAGCUGCGGGACACAUUACAGCUUCAUUACCCUUCUCGUUUGUAAAGUGGCGAAUUUCAAAAAUAUACCUUAAGCUUAAUAUUCCGCUAAUUGUUUUUUCGUAUUUGUGUUUACAACUGUUAGCUUCUUGAUUACUAUUUGUACCAAGUACACUGAAAGAUCUGGAAACGUCAGCGAUAUAAUUGGUAAGUCUUACAGAACUUCACAGAACGAGGAACAACUUUGUAGACCUGAAGUCUUGUCAAGUAAUAGUAAGAAAGUGGAAAAUUUUUCAUCUUUUGCACCAGCGUGUGAGCUUGUUUUCAGUUUUGCCUCGAGAUAGUUCACACGUAUGUUUGCUAGUGCUUGUGGUAGCGUUUGCGUAGCCUUCUCGCGAUAUGAUUGGAUGAGCAAACGCGCGCCACCUUGUCAGCCAAUCAGGCAUAUCUUCAUAAUUAAUGCUGGCGCCCUCUCGGGCAUUUUCCCGCGCUUUGCUUUGGGUGCGUAUAUUUUCUCAAAUUUGAUUGGUUUGUGGGAUUACCUGCAUCAUUCUGCGUCAUAAAUUAUUUUUCCAUUUCUGAUUGGCCCCAAUCCCAUGUCUAAUUCUUCAUAAUCAGCUUCAUAACCUUUCUCUCCUUGAAACUUAAAAGCUUCUUCAGGUAGACAGGGGCGGCACCAAAGAGAGCUCGGUGGACAAGUAGCAGUUAAAAAAGUAUCUAUCUAUCUAUGUUCUAUGAGAUGUGGGUUUGCUGCAAAUAAACGUCCCCCUGUCUCAAAGAAAAACAAAGCCUUUUACCAGGACCUUUUAUCACAAACUGUUUUUUUUUUAUAGAUGUUAUGCUGAUUAUGACUUCCGAUAUUGACUAUGCUGAACCAUUGAAGCGAGUUCUGUUUAGUUCAAAUAAAAAGGAGGAGAUAAACAGGACAGAACGUGUGACCCCGACUCAAAAAUGCUUUGACGUGAAGGCUUAUCUCAGGGUGAGUAUGGCUACAAAAGCAGGCAUACACAUGAAAUUGAAAACAGUAAAGCAAUAUUGAUUUCAGGUGAUGUUACACGAGACCAUUCGCGACGGCGAUUUUAGGCGCAACACAGCGUUGCAAUGUUGAAACAACGUUGCAAACCAUUCGAUUCAAUGUCGCAACAAUGUUGCUACGUUGUGUUGCGCUGAAAAUCGUCAUUGCGAAUCGUCCCGUGUAACAUCGCCUUUACGGUCUUUGUUGUCUUAACCAACAUUCCAUGUCUUAAGCCCUAAAAUCCAGUCCACCAGAUAAACAAAGAUAUCCUCGUCUCUGACCCGCCGGGAUUAUAUCCUCAGUGGGAAAAGCAAUGCUUUUAUUCUUUUGUCUUCAUGUUAAUUUGCUCUCAGUGUCUCGUUUCGAGGCUGUAGAUGCAAUCGAGGCAAAGAGGCCUAAUUAACAUAAAUAUAAAAGAAAAGUAACAUCUCCACCAUCUUGAAAUUGAAAAAUACCAUAACAUACCAUAAUGCUCUGUGUUUGUCGCCCCAAAAUUCUGCAUAAGCAUUAUUUUUAGUCUCUCUUGGGGCCACUUUAACUCCCAAGAGAAACUGAAGACAAUGCUUAUGCAAAGUUUUGGGGUAUCAAACAAAGGGCGUUAUGGUGUGUUAUGGUAUUUUCUGCAGUGGUCAAUAAGGUGUUUACAAGGCUUGUUUUAUUUGGUGAUUCACAGGAAGGAGUUCUCGAUAUCUUUCCUGACAUUAAGUUCAAACUGACCUACAAAAUUGUGGAGAAGGCUGUGGUCACUCCUAGCAGCCCUACAGACGUUCCGUCCCUUGUGCCAUACUCUGUUUUGGAUCCUCUACAGAUACAAGAAGUCACAUCAGUGGUGAGUUAGCCUUUCACUGUCUUCUGUGAAUAAGGGCCUUUAUUUGAAAGCUGUUACGACAGCGACGGCAACGAAAGCGUCAGAAACAAUAAGAGAGGUUUUCAGUGUAAACAAUUGGUUGUUUGCCAUUUACGCGGGCGAACCGGUCGGUUUAAAUGGUUCGCAAAGUUCAGGACUGGUAAAUUUCGUCCCGGAAUCACGUUUACCAUUUGCACAAAUCAGUUCCAUUUACCGUAAAACGGCCGCAAAAACCUGAAACUAAUAUAAAAAAAAGCCCUCGAAGAAGAAUUUCCGUUUGGAACAUUCCGACCUUUGAACUUGGGCGCUUUCUAGUCAAUUAAAUCUUUCGAAUACUUGGAAACAGCGGCAAAUGGUACAGAAAUUUCCCGGAAAAGUUUUCAGAAAUUCCAGGAGCAAAGUUGAAUGGAAACAAAACUUUCAGGAAAUAAAUUUCCCAAAUUUGGGUAUACCUCGCGAGGUUGUCUUUUUUUGGGAAAUUUUGUAAAAUACUGUUCCAUUCGCUACUUGAAGUUGCCGAAAAUUCAAACCGGACGUUUUGGUGGAAUGGAAAGCGCCCAGGACUUCCUUUUCAGACGUUCCGUUGCUCCCGGAAGCGAACAGAAGAAUCGUGUUCCAUUUACUUUCCGACUGGAUUUUCCGGGAACUUUUUGUAAAUGGUAAACAACCAACAACUCUGCACGUGAAUCACACUUUUUGGUACAUUCUUUUACCGUCCUCCGCUGAGCUACGAUGUGAAAUUCCUAAUGUGGUGUUAAAGCAGGGCGUAAACAGAUGAGGACGUAUUUUUCUUCAUCGUUUCAAACUUGAUUGUAGUACCUAACAAUUCAUUCCCAGGAAAAUUCGCCAGCGUUUUGACAAGUUUUGCGAGGUGGAAUAAUCAUUAGGGAGCUUACACGAGGGAAGUGAAACAUCACUAAAAAAAUGAAUUUGCGCUCUCUCCUUCCUCAUCGUGCUCACUUUACGCCACUCAGUUAAUCAAAUUUAUAGGCAAUUUGUCCUGGAGUCGUAAUCUUAAGGACUAUUAGCAAAUUAAAAACAGAGAGGAAAACUCGUCGUUGUGUGUUUACGUCCUCCAUGACCCAUGCAGGAGCAGGUCUAUUACUUGCUUAUAAUUGUUUGUUAUGGUUUGUUUUUGUUUUUGUUUGUCUCUUUUUGUCGUCCUCGUCGUGCUUGAUUUAUCUCCUCGCUGACAAAAGUGGUGGUUUCUUAAGCUCUGUAAACAAGUUCAGGUCACGGUCACAGUGUUUCACUCGGAUUUUGCUGCGCUUGGGUUGUAAAUGAAAAUCAGCGUUUCCUUAUUUUUAAGCAACCUUUAACCAUCAGUUUUAUUUCUCUGUUUUUUUUAGCUGAAAUUCAAAAGGGACUGUGAGAAAUGUGUUCCAGAUUUGGAACUUGAUGACAGCAGCAGCAAAAGGUGAGUUUUGAAGAAUUCGUGACAUGUGUCUUGCAGAAUAAUGAAUGAAGCUAAGGACUCUGUGGUGUUGCGUCGGUUGGGGAUUGAAUCAAAAAUUUCCUGUCAUCAAAUUGUAAAUAGUAGACUGGCCACCGAAACUCAAGAGAUUCAGUCGCAGUGGUUCUUUUUUCAGUGUCCUUCUUUUCCUUUGUAUCAACUCAGCAGGUUGAUGAAACCAAUUUUUUGUGCCAUUUUCUUUUUUCUUUCACUUUGUAACCAAUGAUAGAGCGCUGUUAUGUAAAAAGUUUCAUUGUUGUCGUGACGAAGUUGCCAAUGAGAGUGCUCUGUUAGAAAAACAGUUGCAUUGUGAGACGUCAUGUGACUUCAAAUUAGCCAAUGAGAGAGCGCGUUGUCGGUGAACAGUCUCGUUGUUACUUGUCAUGUGAUUUUAAAGUAGCCAAUGAGAACGCGCUGUUGGUAAUAAUGUCAUUUGUUUCUUGUUCAUAGGACACUAGCUGUGGGUGCUGAAGUUUAUAAGUUGGAAGUCACUGUUAAGAACAAAGGAGAUGACGCGUACAAUGCUAAACUGUAUGUCGAUAUUCCCAAAGGAAUCAGCGUGCGUCAAAGAGGAGUCUUUAGAGUCGAUGGAGAUAAAGUAAGUUGCGAGAAGGAUUCACAUAAAAAGACCAUAGCCCUUGAGAGUAGGAGAAAUUGCACUGUAAGACGGUAGUGGCUACAAUUGGCGACAGGAUUGUUGAGAUAUUAUCCUCAAUUGGGGUAACUUCGGAGAACUAAACAGUCCACAUACCCUCCCCUCCCCUCCCCUCCCCCCUCCAUUCAAAGUUCGAUUGUAGAACGAACAGCGGCACAAAGUUGCAUGGAGGGGGUAAGGAGGGAAAGCUUUAUUUUCUCUUUUUUAAGUUUGCAAAAGUCUCAACUAAUUUUGUCGAUGAUCGUAGCUUGUAUAGUUCAAAAGAAUACCCCAUGAAACAUUUACGGCUAUUAUUUUAUAUUAAUGUUGCAUUAUUUUAUUUCAGUUAAUUGUAUUUUCCCUCGUUUCAAAUUCGUUAGUAUACAUUACCAUACCCAAAAACAAUGGAAAAAUAAAAAUUAACUGAGAUAAAAAAGUAACUACAACUUUAAGCCUACCUAAGCUGAUCUGUCCAGUCUGGCUAUAAAAGUUUUGGUUAUAAAAAUCCCGAAUGAUUCGAGUUAGAGACUCCCAAUGUUCUGGCAUUUCCCUUCUUUCUCGGAACUGUCAACUAUGAGUCAGGCAGGGUUCUCCAGUACAUUUCAAGUAAUGGAAGACAGGCACAGUGCCGCAGCAGCUGUUUGUGGGGGUGUGGGUGGGUAUGGGAUGGAGGCUGCCCCCGCCUUCCUUUGCGGUCGAGUCCAAAAGCCUUCACUGCGAAAGGUUUAAUUAUGGGGCCAUUAAAACUGCAUUUCGGGUCUUUUUGAGCGGUCAGGGAAAGAAUUUUGGCCAUGAGGAACGCAAGUUUAUGUACUUGCAUUUUCUCUAUUUUGUAUCACAAUCGUUUUCAUUUAACUGAAGUGCUUAUGUGUACACAGAUUCAUAACUCUACCUCAGAUACUUGGCACUUUCAGGUUACAAUUUAUUCAUUAAUUUUUUUGUUGUUUCAGGCCGAAUGGAUUGGACAAGUAAACGUUGAGGAGAAAAAACUCGGCACAAAUGACACUAAACUGAUCAUCAAAGUAGCAAAUCCUUUAAAAAAAGAGGUUAGUGAGUUUGUAUGAAUGAUCCUUUAAACAAGAUCUAUUCCAUACUUAUUUUUUCUGUAUAUGUUUUGGGAGACAGCUUGCCCGAGCGGUUAGAGCGUUGGACUUGAGAUUCGGAGGUCCCGAGUUUAAGUGCCUCCCCGACCGGUAGCUGAUAGACUUAAAAAAAAUUCCGUAUUUUUGCGUAUUCAAGUACUCGCGAGCAGUAAAACAAAAGGUCUGGAGCGAGGCUGAGAACGGAGUGCGAGACUGGGGCCUAUGGGCGUGUGAGGCCCGCGUGCUUCGCGCGUGUGAGACCCUUAAGCUACGCUAAACCGAUUUUGCGAAAAAAAAAACCGACUGUUUUGCAGUUUAUUAGGUGAAUUUGUUCUUGGUAGUCCCCGAGUUCAAAUCGUCGACCACAGUUGUAAGGAUUUUUAACCCUGUUAUUUUAAAUUUAAAUUAUUUGUUUCAGGGAUUUGCUUGGCUUCACUAGAAUUAGUGCUAUAAAUACUGCCGACGGUAAAUAACGGUAAUUUAUUUUUCCUGUAGUCGGAGAAGUCAUUGCGGAUUGAAUUGGACACUUCAAGAUACAGUGACGAACCAGAUUUCUUGCCAAUAAACAUUUCUACGGACAGGUAUUUCGAUGGUUGUAUUUCGAAAAUCGACGAGCACGCUAGCGAAGCGAACCCGGAAAGGCCCGUGCAAACGGAAACAACAUUGUUGGUUGUUACAUGUUGCGCCAAGUUUGAAAUCGGUCAAACUUUUCAGCCAACAACUCCCAACAUUUCUUUUGUCCCGUGAUCGCCGAAGCGUAGCGCAACAAUGUUGGAUCCGUUUGCACAGCUCUUCCAACAUUGUUGGGGCCACGCAAGCUCAUUACGCAUGGAUUACAAAGACUUGUGGGUUGUAUUCUUCCCACGAUGCACUGCAGGUCCCAACAUUGUUGGGAGUUUUUGCAUCCGUUUGCACACCACUGCUAAUACGCACGCAACAACUCCCAACAUUGUUCGCGCACCUAUGUUGGGAGUUGUUGCGCCCGUUUGCACGCAGCUUAAGAGCAAGCGUGGAGCGCGAGAUAGUCUGACUUCGCACACCUUGCCGGGGGGGGGGUGUAGAGACGGAUGAUAUUCAGACUAAGCGCGAGACUAUUUUCCUUUUCCCCACCCCCUCCCCUUGCGCCAGCGGUCAAUAAAUCCCCACGGUUUUUAUUUCCAUACGCGCGCUCAACGAUCUAAAGAGAAAUUAGAGGGUCUGUGAACAGGCGAGGGGUGUAAUUUUCAUUUCUUGAGAGGGCUUUUGUCCGGUUGAGACACUUGUUUGUUCGAACGAAGCAAAGGUAUGGUCGGACUCAAUCGGACUCAUUACGCGUUUUUAACCUGUGAAUGAAAGGCGAGGGAUUCCCAGGUAGACUGACUCCUGCCAUACCGUAAACCGAUAUGACGCCGGUUUCGUAGCUUAAAAAGGCGAGUAAAAUUCAGAAAGUGUUUUGAUAAGCCCCUCUGUUUAUAAGCUCUCCUAAAUCCCCUUACGAAGUUAUUGAAGCCUAGGGCUUACAUGUGGAAACAUUUUGCUUCAGUUGAAAUGCAUGUAUAAUUAAGUGUCUGUGAUGAGUAAAGAUGGAAUUGAAUUUACGAGGAUAGCUUAAUUGUAACGUAAUACAUUAAACAACUACUUUCGUUAGCCUUUGAAAGUGAAUUGUUCACUUUUUUGCAGCACAAAUGAAGAGGAAAAUGCAACCCUAGCAGACAACUUUAGAUUCUUGAAUAUUUCUAUCAAAUCUCAAGCUGACCUAGAGGUUAAUGGGUAAGUGCUAUAAACCAGCUAACUUUGUCGACACACUCGCCUUCACGGUUCAUUUCUACCACCUUAUAUCUGUUUUUGGCACAACUAUUAUUAGACAGAAAUGUUCAAUCAUUGGCGAACAAAUUAAGGUCAUUAAUAGAUAACGUAGAACCAGAAGGUUAUUUUAAUAAGAGUGUACCUUAUCACAUGACGUGUUUAUUUCGCGAUUUUUUUUGUAUCGCGAAAUUCGCGAAGUUAACGAAAAUUUCAUGUAAUAAGGUAGUAUUUUUAAACACCCGUCCCUUCAAUAUAGCUUUUAGCGCUAACAAGAGUCGAGGUUCACCUCCAGGAGGAAGUCCUGAGCGACCUUAAAUUUUAAACCCUUAGCUUUAAACUCCCUGCAGUAAAUUCUUAAAAAAAACUGAUCGAAAAAGAGCUUCAGGGCAGGAAAAAAAUCCAAUUGCGCAGUGGGCAAGUAAAUUUCAGCUGAGUUUUCACUUGCCGCCACUUAAAUAUUACUUUUCCGAAGGGAACACAAUGCCUUACCAUCUACAGUUUUAAGGUACUGUCUAUAAUAAGUCACAAAGUGUAUAAGAUUGCUCAAUACUUAAAUGGUGUGCCAGAUACAGAGUAACUAGUGGAUUUGACCGAUAUGGUGACCGGAGGAGUACAUGAGCAAGCAGAUGUGCGCUUGGAUUUUAAACUGAUUCAUGCUUUCAACUAAUUGUAUCACUCACCUUGCAGUUUUAAGUUUUGAAAUAGUUUCUGUCUGGAAAUUAUCAUUUACCAAGCUGAUACUUUCAAACUUCACUUCAGUUUACCAAACUUCUAUUUUUACUUGCCCAAGAUCAAAAUUUUCUUGCCCCGGGCAAGCGGGUUAUUUCCAUCCCCGAGUUUGUGGGUGGAAUGUUCAAAGGUGGUCAUUUUAAUACUGCACUUAAUGCUACGCCAGUGUUGUGUAGAAUUGCACCAUGAGGGUGUUUUGGGGACGCUAUCACCGCAUUCUUUGGCCACUACGAGGAUGGACAGGAAACUGGGUCAAAAUUCGUCCCCAUAAACAGUCCCACAGUGCAAUUCGACUCAACUCUGACCCAGUCUUACGCGCAACCUCAAAAUUAUCCAGUUCAGGAACUCUAGGGAGAAUGGGUUCAAGCUUUAGGCGCAGUAGUUUCUGGAAUUAUUUGGGUGGACAAGCCCUCAGUAAUGAUUGGUCGAUGGUAUUCGAGUCAACCAUUAAAAAAUCAGAAGUAACGCCUUUCCACCCACAGGAUCCCAGAAAUCAUUGUGCCAAAAGCUUGUACCCAUUCUCCUUAUAGUCUCUGCAGUGGAGAUUGGCAAAUUUGUUUGUGCGCAAUGUUUUAUAUCAUACUGUCAAGUUCAUGUUGACUUCCAAUUCAAGCUACAGGAGAUUCUGUUUCCCUGAAAGUUGAUCUGCAUUUUUUUUACUAGUUCGACUGUUGAAGAACAAGUAUCAUACGGUGGGGAAGUUGUUGGAGAGAGCGCCAUGAAACGUGUUGAAGACAUUGGAAAUGAAGUUAUUCACAAAUACUAUGUAUGGGCCCCGUAAUGUGCGAAGUAUUUUCUUUAGUCUUACCCUAUGCGCAGAGAAAAUUGAAAUAUUUUUGAACCUGUUGGAAUCUCAACAAACGCUUGAAGGUCGUCUUGAAUUUUUUUUAAAAUUUUCAGUGGCUUUAUCAGCCCUUCGUCAGAGUGAAACUGAGGAUUGUGAGUUAUCUUUGGUGGAACAUUGUGAACAUGUAUAUAUUGGGAUCAGUUUAGAAUUCUCUGAGUUUCAUAAACCUGUCGAUCCGUUAAAACCCCUUGUAACGAUUUUGAACGUAAUGGCCUUUCUGCAAACCUAACUUAAAACUAUCACUACCUCUUAGCACUCUAAAUUCAUCCUUGCUCUCUUGGAAACUCAUUUUCACCUAAACCUUGUGUUUUUGUGUUUGCAUCUUAAAAUUGCUGAUCGAUAUGAAUGUUUAUGCAACUCAAUUUUAAGGUGAAAAACCGCGGCCCAGAUCCAAUCCCUUCAAGUGAAAUCGUUAUUCACUGGCCUUUUGAAGCAACCAGCGGCAAACAUUUACUUUAUCUUAUAGACGUUCAGGUGAGAUAUGUAAGUUAUUGACCAUUCAUGAGGUCCACACCAUCAUCAUAUUUAGGAUACAGUAAAUUCUCUAUUUAGUCUCCCUCUCAUAUCAGCCUCUCUCCCCUCUUCCCUUAUUAUUCUUCACUAAUAAAUUAUAGACUCUAUUAAUCAAUCACACCUAAGUCUUCAUGUGCACUGAUCCCGUAUGGUUUAUUCAGGUGCUGGAAGUUCGGAUUUGUUUUUGAUCUUCGCCUGCGGGAUCUCCAGCUUAAUGCACUUGACCUGUUACACUUAGUGUUCUAGAGUUUUUAAGGAGAACUUAUAUCAUCAUCUUUGUAAAAUUAAUAAGCUCCCCCGUUUCCAUUAAGCCCGUGCUUGAAAUGAGUAAGCCCCCACGAGGGGGGGGGGGGGGGGGCGUAAUAGAGGAUUUACGAUUUGAUGCUAACAAUGGCUUUUUCUCACUUAUUUAGUUUGAUGGCAAAAGAGUAGAUUGCGACUUCAAACCUGGACAGUUAAAUCUGUUACGAUUGCAGGUAACUACUGAAAAAAGUCGGUUUAUCUUAACUUCCCCUUCCGCUUUCGUUAAUUCCGGAAGUGACAUCACCAGACCCAGUUCUUUUGCUCGCUGUCAGUCUUACAAGGCGUGGUUUAAAUACAAUUAUUAUUCAUUCAAAAUGUUUCUCCGUUUCUGAUUGGCUAAAAGCACACGCAUAAUUCACCAUAACCAGCUAUUGUUGACCACAUUUGGAAGAAUUUUGCGAUUAAUCAACCGAUGACGUCAAUUUUACUUCGGGUCAGUUUCGGAAUUCUUCGGAAUUUGGAAAUUAAAUUCGGGAAUCUUUCUUCUUCGUAUUAUCGUCGUCGGUUACGUCCGAAGCUUCGGAAGUACGUCAUUUGCACGAUGACUUCAUUGUACUACUACAACCAGAACCUUAAAGGUUUUGCUUUCUUGUGCAAAUUAGGGCUUUUGUUAUUUAGAGCGGUUUUCACUUGACUGUCGAAAGGGAUUGGUUUUGGUUUUGGUUUUGGUUUUACUACGCCCUUUGGUUGGCUAGUGUAUUUACUUUGGUUUUGGUUUUACGACAGUCAAGUGAAAACCGCUCUAAACCUUGCCGGGAUUACCAAAUUCAAAUAUGAAGGAAAAACAUAAUGGAUUCUGGUGGUAGUAGUAAAAUAACGCCAUCGUGCAAAUGGUCUAUUGGUGAUGGUCUUCGAAGUACUUCAACUGCGAAUAUCAGUGUGGCAGGAGACUGAGGCCCGGUCCAGACGCCGAACUUUUCAUGAGCCGAACCAUAUACAUUGAAUUAAGUAUCUGAAAAGUUCGGCGUCUGAAUCAAUUAGAAACGCCGGUUUCAAUUUGCAUGUGCAUGAGCACAUUUCGUUUGUAUUUUCGAGCGCUUUUCGGGACAUUUUUUCUUAAAGUUUUCCUAGAAUAAGAUUGUAAUGGGAAAAAAGAUCCUUGUGCCGUGUUUGGAUGUCAUAAUGAUCGCCUUUUUCCCGAGAAAUAUACAGUGAAAGAUCCUAUUUCUAAUACUAAACUAGAAAAAGGCGAUCAUUAUUACAUCCAAACACGGCACAAGGCACAAUGUCCCGAAAAGCGCUCGAAAAUACAAACGAAAUGUGCUGAUGCCCCCUGGGCAUCCUAUAAUACUCUUUAAAUCGAAUUAAUUCAAUAUGGUCGCCGUAUGGAUAAAAAGGUCUAAGAACGUCAUUUUGUUGAAUCUUCUUUAAUUUAUGAAACCAAAGCGUUUAAAUGAAAACUAGUUUACAAUCACUUACACAUUUAUUUUGUUCAACCAGACUUCAAGUGCUAUCUAUGGGAAACAACAAAACGAUACUUCAGGUGACGAAGUCAAGACACGUAGAAGACGUGAAGCUGAUGACAACCAAAAGACGCCAAAUUCAAAGGUCAAAAGAGAAGCAGAGCCUGUCCAAGACAAACCUCAAACUGAACUGGUGAUAUAAUAAUCUUGGUUUAUAGUCAAUUAUUUUCGCCUUUUUCGCUUAAUAAUCACUGCAGAUUCUGCGAAAGGAAAGAAGGACGUAAACAAAGAAAUCACUAAUUAAAAAAUUAUGCACUGUGUAUGAAUUAAAAUAAUUAGCAUAAUGUCUUACUUGGUCCUUUAUAAUAGUAGUAACAAUAAUAAUAAUUCCGUUUUUAACCACGGCAGUAUUUAUAGGACUAAUGCUACUGGGCCCGAACAAAUGUCUGAAAACCUAAUUCAAAUUGAACUUAACAGGGUCAGUGAAAGACCCGCUGUCCAUUAAUAUGAUCCACAGAUCCACCGUUCUAGCAAUCUAUCGAUCCAUCGGUGUACACAUCCUUCGAUCUAGCAAUAACCUAAACUACAGAUCCACCGAUCUAUCGAUCCAUCGAUCUACAGAUCUACUGAUCCACUGAUCUACAAAUCCACCAAUCUAGCGAGCUAGCGAUCCAUUGAUCUACUGAUCCAUUGACCUACCUAUCUAGCAAUCUACCGAUCCAUAGAUCUACAGAUCCACCGAUCUCGCGAUCCAUCGAUCUACUGAUCCACUGCUCCAUUGAUGUACCGAUCUAGCAAUCUACCGAUCCAUACAUCUACAGAUCCACUGAUCCAUUGAUCUACAGAUCCACCGAUCUAGCGAUCCAUGGAUGUACAGAUCCACCGAUCUAGUGAUCCAUAUAUGUACAGAUCCACCGAUCUACCGAUCCAUCCGUCUAUAGAUCCACUAAUCCAUUCAUCUACAGAUCUAACGAUCUACCGAUCCAUCGAUCUAUAGAUCCCCUAAUCCAUUGAUCUAUAUGUCUAGCGAUCUACCAAUCUAUGGAACUAUAGAUCUACUGAUCCAUUCAUUUACAGAUUCCCCGAUCUACCGAUCUAGCGAUCCAUCGAUCCAUUGAUCUACAGAUCCACCGUUCUAGCAAUUCAUCGAUCUACUGAUCCAUUGAUCUAGCGAUCUAUCCCUCCAUCGAUCUACAGAUCUACUGAUCCAUUGAUCUACAGAUCCACCGAUAUACCCAUCCAUUGAUCUAUAGAUCUACUGAUACAUUGAUCUACAGAUCCACUAAUCUAGCGAUCCAUCGAUCUACUGGUCUACUGAUCCAUUGAUCUACAGAUCCACCGAUCUAGCGAUCUAGCCAUCCAUCGAUCUACCGAUCUACUGAUCCAUUGAUCUAGCGAUCUACCGAUCCAUAGAUCUAAAGAUCUACUGAUCUAUUGAUCUACAGAUCCAACGAUCUAGCGAUCUAUCGGUCUACAGAUCUAUUGAUCUACAGAUCCACCGAUCUAGCGAUCUACCGAUGUAGUGAUCCAUUGAUCUAGCGAUCUACCGAUCCACAGAUCUACUGAUCCAGCGAUCUAGCGAUCUACCAAUCUACUGAUCCAUUAAUCUAGCGAUCUACCCAUCCAUACAUCUACAGAUCUUCUGAUCUAUUGAUAUACAGUUCCACCGAUCUAUCGAUCCGAGGAUCUAUAGAUCCACUGAUCCAUUGAUCUACAGAUCUACCAAUAUACCGAUCCAUUGGUAUAUAGAUCUACUGAUACAUUGAUCUACAGAUCCACCAGUCUAGCCAUGUAGCGAUCCAUCUAUCUACUGUUCUACUGAUCCAUUGAUCUACAGAUCCACCGAUCUAGCGAUCUAGCCAUCCAUCGAUCUACCGAUCUACUGAUCCAUUGAUCUAGCGAUCUACCGAUCCAUAGAUCUACAGAUCUACUGCUCUAUUGAUCUACAGAUCCAACGAUCUAUGCCAUCUAUCGAUCUACAGAUCUAAUGAUCCACUGAUCUACAGAUCCACCGAUCUAGCGAUCCAUCGAUCUACCGAUCCAUUGUUUUAGCGAUCUACCGAUGCAUAGAUCUACAGAUCUACUGAUCCAUUGAUCUACAGAUCCAGCGAUCUAGCGAUCUAGCGAUCUAGCGAUCUACUAAUCCAUUGAUUUAGCGAUCUACCGAUCCAUAGAUCUACGGAUCUACUGAUCUAUUGAUCUACAGUUCCACCGAUCUAUCGCUUCAUCGAUCUACAGAUCUUCUCAUCCAUUGAUUCACAGAUCUAGCGAUCUAUCGAUCCAAGGAUCCAUAGAUCCCCUUAUCCAUUCAUCUACAGAUCUACCAAUAUACCGAUCCAUUGAUCUAUAGAUCUAAUGAUACAUUGAUCUACAGAUCCACCAAUCUAGCGAUCUAGCGAUCCAUCGAUCUACUGGUCUACUGAUCCAUUGAUCUACAGAUCCACCGAUCUAGCGAUCUAGCCAUCCACCGAUCUACCGAUCUACUGAUCCAUUGAUCUAGCGAUCUACCGAUCCAUAGAUCUACAGAUCUACUGAUCUAUUGAUCUACAGUUCCACCGAUCUAUCGCUUCAUCGAUCUACAGAUCUUCUCAUCCAUUGAUUCACAGAUCUAGCGAUCUAUCGAUCCAAGGAUCCAUAGAUCCCCUUAUCCAUUCAUUUACAGAUCUACCAAUAUACCGAUCCAUUGAUCUAUAGAUCUAAUGAUACAUUGAUCUACAGAUCCACCGAUCUACAGAUCUAGCGAUCCAUCGAUCUACUGGUCUACUGAUCCAUUGAUCUACAGAUCCACCGAUCUAGCGAUCUAGCCAUCCAUCGAUCUACAGAUCUACUGAUCCAUUGAUCUACAGAUCCAGCGAUCUAGCGAUCUACCGAUCUACUAAUCCAUUGAUUUAGCGAUCUACCGAUCCAUAGAUCUACGGAUCUACUGAUCUAUUGAUCUACAGUUCCACCGAUCUAUCGCUUCAGCGAUCUACAGAUCUUCUGCUCUAUUGAUCUACAGUUCAACCGAUCUAUCGAUCCGAGGAUCUAUAGAUCCACUGAUCCAUUGAUCUACAGAUCUACCAAUAUACCGAUCCAUUGAUAUAUAGAUCUACUGAUACAUUGAUCUACAGAUCCACCAAUCUAGCCAUGUAGCGAUCCAUCUAUCUACUGUUCUACUGAUCCACUGAUCUACAGAUCCACCGAUCUAGAGAUCUAGCGAUCCAUCGAUCUACUGGUCUACUGAUCCAUUGAUCUACAGAUCCACCGAUCUAGCGAUCUAGCCAUCCAUCGAUCUACCGAUCUACUGAUCCAUUGAUCUAGCGAUCUACCGAUCCAUAGAUCUACAGAUCUACUGCUCUAUUGAUUUACAGAUCCAACGAUCUAUGCCAUCUAUCGAUCUACAGAUCUAAUGAUCCACUGAUCUACAGAUCCACCGAUCUAGCGAUCCAUCGAUCUACCGAUCCAUUGUUUUAGCGAUCUACCGAUGCAUAGAUCUACAGAUCUACUGAUCCAUUGAUCUACAGAUCCAGCGAUCUAGCGAUCUAGCGAUCUACUAAUCCAUUGAUUUAGCGAUCUACCGAUCCAUAGAUCUACGGAUCUACUGAUCUAUUGAUCUACAGUUCCACCGAUCUAUCGCUUCAUCGAUCUACAGAUCUUCUCAUCCAUUGAUUCACAGAUCUAGCGAUCUAUCGAUCCAAGGAUCCAUAGAUCCGCUUAUCCAUUCAUCUACAGAUCUACCAAUAUACCGAUCCAUUGAUCUAUAGAUCUAAUGAUACAUUGAUCUACAGAUCCACCAAUCUAGCGAUCUAGCGAUCCAUUGAUCUACUGGUCUACUGAUCCAUUGAUCUACAGAUCCACCGAUCUAGCGAUCUAGCCAUCCACCGAUCUACCGAUCUACUGAUCCAUUGAUCUAGCGAUCUACCGAUCCAUAGAUCUACAGAUCUACAGUUCCACCGAUCUAUCGCUUCAUCGAUCUACAGAUCUUCUCAUCCAUUGAUUCACAGAUCUAGCGAUCUAUCGAUCCAAGGAUCCAUAGAUCCCCUUAUCCAUUCAUUUACAGAUCUACCAAUAUACCGAUCCAUUGAUCUAUAGAUCUAAUGAUACAUUGAUCUACAGAUCCACCGAUCUAGAGAUCUAGCGAUCCAUCGAUCUACUGGUCUACUGAUCCAUUGAUCUACAGAUCCACCGAUCUAGCGAUCUAGCCAUCCAUCGAUCUACAGAUCUACUGAUCCAUUGAUCUACAGAUCCAGCGAUCUAGCGAUCUACCGAUCUACUAAUCCAUUGAUUUAGCGAUCUACCGAUCCAUAGAUCUACGGAUCUACUGAUGUAUUGAUCUACAGUUCCACCGAUCUAUCGCUUCAGCGAUCUACAGAUCUUCUGAUCUAUUGAUCUACAGUUCCACCGAUCUAUCGAUCCGAGGAUCUAUAGAUCCACUGAUCCAUUGAUCUACAGAUCUACCAAUAUACCGAUCCAUUGAUAUAUAGAUCUACUGAUACAUUGAUCUACAGAUCCACCAAUCUAGCCAUGUAGCGAUCCAUCUAUUUACUGUUCUACUGAUCCAUUGAUCUACAGAUCCACCGAUCUAGAGAUCUAGCGAUCCAUCGAUCUACUGGUCUACUGAUCCAUUGAUCUACAGAUCCACCGAUCUAGCGAUCUAGCCAUCCAUCGAUCUACCGAUCUACUGAUCCAUUGAUCUAGCGAUCUACCGAUCCAUAGAUCUACAGAUCUACUGCUCUAUUGACUUACAGAUCCAACGAUCUAUGCCAUCUAUCGAUCUACAGAUCUAAUCAUCCACUGAUCUACAGAUCCACCGAUCUAGCGAUCCAUCGAUCUACCGAUCCAUUGUUUUAGCGAUCUACCGAUGCAUAGAUCUACAGAUCUACUGAUCCAUUGAUCUACAGAUCCAGCGAUCUAGCGAUCUAGCGAUCUACUAAUCCAUUGAUUUAGCGAUCUACCGAUCCAUAGAUCUACGGAUCUACUGAUCUAUUGAUCUCCAGUUCCACCGAUCUAUCGCUUCAUCGAUCUACAGAUCUUCUCAUCCAUUGAUUCACAGAUCUAGCGAUCUAUCGAUCCAAGGAUCCAUAGAUCCUCUUAUCCAUUCAUCUACAGAUCUACCAAUAUACCGAUCCAUUGAUCUAUAGAUCUAAUGAUACAUUGAUCUACAAAUCCACCAAUCUAGCGACCUAGCGAUCCAUUGAUCUACUGGUCUACUGAUCCAUUGAUCUACAGAUCCACCGAUCUAGCGAUCUAGCCAUCCAUCGAUCUACCGAUCUACUGAUCCAUUGAUCUAGCGAUCUACCGAUCCAUAGAUCUACAGAUCUACUGAUCUAUUGAUCUACAGAUCCAACGAUCUAGCGAUCUAUCGAUCUACAGACUUACUGAUCUAUUGAUCUACAGAUUCACCGAUCUACUGAUCCAUUUAUCUACAGAUCCAGCGAUUUAGCCAUCUACCAAUCUACUGAUCCAUUGAUCUAGCGAUCUUCCGAUCCAGAGAUCUACAGAUCUACUGAUCCAUUGAUCUACAGAUCCAGCGAUCUACCGAUCUACUGAUCCAUUGAUCUAGCGAUCUACCGAUCCAUACAUCUACAGAUCUACUGAUCUAUUGAUCUACAGUUCCACCGAUCUAUUGAUCCAAGGAUCCGUUGAUCUACCGAUAUACCGAUCCAUUGAUCUAUAGAUCUACUGAUACAUUGAUCUACACAUCCACCAAUCUAGCCAUCUAGCGAUCCAUCGAUCUACUGGUUUACUGAUCUAUUGGUCUACAGAUCCACCGAUGUAGCGAUCUAGGCAUCCAUCGACCUACCGGUCUACUGAUCCGUUGAUCUAGCGAUCUACCCAUCCAUAGAUCUACAUAUCUACUGAUCCAUUGAUCUAGCGAUCUACCGAUCUACUGAUCCAUUGAUCUAGCGAUCUACCGAUCCAUAGAUCUACAGAUCUACUGAUCUAUUGUUCUACAGUUCCACCGAUCUAUCUAUCCAUCCAUCUACCGAUCUACUAUUCCAUUGAUCUAGCGAUCUACCGAUCCAUAGACCUACAGAUCUACUGAUCCAUUGAUCUACAGAUCCAGCAAUCUACCGAUCCAUAGAUCUACAGAUCUACUGAUCUAUUGAUCUACAGUUCCACCGAUCUAUCGCUUCAUCGAUCUACAGAUCUUCUCAUCCAUUGAUUCACAGCUCUAGCGAUCUAUCGAUCCAAGGAUCCCUAGAUCCCCUUAUCCAUUCAUCUACAGAUCUACCAAUAUACCGAUCCAUUGAUCUAUAGAUCUAAUGAUACAUUGAUCUACAGAUCCACCAAUCUAGCGAUCCAUCGAUCUACUGGUCUACUGAUCCAUUGAUCUACAGAUCCACCGAUCUAGCGAUCUAGCCAUCCAUCGAUCUAGCGAUCUACUGAUCCAUUGAUCUAGCGAUGUACCGAUCCAUAGAUCUAAAGAUCUACUGAUCUAUUGAUCUACAGAUCCAACCAUCUAGCGAUCUAUCGAUCUACAGACUUACUGAUCUAUUGAUCUACAGAUCCACUGAUCUACUGAUCCAUUGAUCUACAGAUCCAGCGAUUUAGCGAUCUACCGAUCUACUGAUCCAUUGAUCUAGCGAUCUUCCGAUCCAGAGAUCUACAGAUCUACUGAUCCAUUGAUCUACAGAUCAAGCGAUCUACCGAUCUACUGAUCCAUUGAUCUACAGAUACAUUGAUCUACAGAUCCACCAAUCUAGCCAUCUAGCGAUCCAUCGAUCUACUGGUUUACUGAUCUAUUGGUCUACAGAUCCAUCGAUCUAGCCAUCUAGGCAUCCAUCGAUCUACCGGUCUACUGAUCCGUUGAUCUAGCGAUCUACCCAUCCAUAGAUCUACAUAUCUACUGAUAAAUUGAUCUAGCGAUCUACCGAUCUACUGAUCCAUUGAUGUAGCGAUCUACCGAUCCAUAGAUCUACAGAUCUACUGAUCUAUUGAUCUACAGUUCCACCGAUCUAUCGAUCCAUCGAUCUACCGAUCUACUGAUCCAUUGAUCUAGCGAUCUACCGAUCCAUAGAUCUACAGAUCUACUGAUCUAUUGAUGAUCUAAAGUUCCACCGAUCUAUCGAUCCAUCGAUCUACAGAUCUACUGAUCCAUUGAUCCACAGAUCUAGCGAUCUAUAGAUCCAAGGAUCCAUAGAUCCCCUUAUCCAUUGAUCUACAGAUCCAGCGAUCUAGCGAUCUAGCGAUCUACUGAUCCAUGGAUCUAGCGAUCUACCGAUCCAUCGAUCUACCGAUCUAUUGAUCUACAGUUUCACCGAUCUAUCGAUCCAUCGAUCUACAGAUCUUCUGAUCCAUUGAUUCACAGAUCUAGCGAUCUAUCGAUCUAAGAAUCUAUAGAUCUACUGAUCCAUCGAUCUACUGAUCCAUUGAUCUUGCGAUCUACCGAUCCAUAGAUCUACGGAUCUACUGAUCUACAGAUCCAAGGAUCUAGCGAUCUAUCGAUCUACAGAUCUACUGAUCCAUUGAUCUACAGAUCCAGCGAUCUAGCGAUCUACCGGUCCACUGAUUCAUUGAUCUAGUGAUCUACCGAUCCAUAGAUCUACGGAUCUACUGAUCUAUUGAUCUAGCGAUCUAUCGAUCUACAGAUCUAUUGAUCUACGGAUCCACCGACCUACUGAUCCAAUGAUCUACAGAUCCAGCGAUCUACCGAUCUAGUGAUCCAUUGAUCUACAGAUCUACUGAUCCAUUGAUCUACAGUUCCAGCGAUCUACUGAUCCAUAGAUAUACCGAUGUACUGAUCUAUUUAUCUACAGUUUCACCGAUCUAUCGAUCCAUCGAUCUACAGAUCUACUGAUCCCUUGAUCCACAGAUCUAGCGAUCUAUCGAUCCAAAGAUCUAUAGAUCCACUGAUCCAUUGAUCUACAGAUCUGCCGAUAUACCGAUCCAUUGAUCUAAAGAUCUACUGAUGCAUUGAUCUACAGAUCCACCAAUGUAGCGAUCCAUCGAACUACUGUUCUACUGAUCCAUUGAUCUACAGAUCCACCGAUCUAGCUAACUAGCCAUCCAUCGAUCUAGCGAUCUACCGAUCCAUAGAUCUACAGAUCUUCUGAUCUAUUGAUCUACAGUUCCACCGAUCUAUCGAUCUAUCGAUCCAUCGAUCUACCGAUCUACUGAUGUAUUGAUCUACAGUUCCACCGAUCUAUCGAGCCAUGGAUCUACAGAUCUUCUGAUCCAUUGAUUCACAGAUCUAGCGAUCUAUCGAUCCAAGGAUCCAUAGAUCCCCUUAUCCAUUGAUCUACAGAUCCAGCGAUCUAGCGAUCUACUGAUCCAUCGAUCUACAGAUGUUCUGAUCCAUUGAUUAACAGAUGUACCGAUCUAUCGAUCUAAGGAUCUAUAGAUCUACUGAUCCAUCGAUCUACUGAUCCAUUGAUCUAGCGAUCUACUGAUCCAUAGAUCUACGGAUCUACUGAUCUACAGAUCCAAGGAUCUAGCGAUCUAUCUAUCUACAGAUCUAGUGAUCCAUUGAUCUACAGAUCCAGCGAUCUAGCGAUCUGCCGGUCCACUGAUUCAUUGAUCUAGCGAUCUACCGAUCCAUAGAUCUUCGGAUCUACUGAUCUAUUGAUCUACAGAUCCAAGGAUCUAGCGAUCUAUCGAUCUACAGAUCUAUUGAUCUAUUGAUCUACGGAUCCACCGAUCUACUGAUCCAAUGAUCUACAGAUCCAGCGAUCUACCGAUCUACUGAUCCAUUGAUGUAGCGAUCUACCGAUCCAUAGAUCUACAGAUCUACUGAUCCAUUGAUCUAUAGAUCCUUAGAUCGAUAGAUCGCUGAUCUGUGGAUCAAUGGAUCGAUCUGUAGAUCUAUGGAUCGGUAGAUAUAGAUCAAUGGAUCGGUAGAUCGACAGAUCGCUGGAUCUGUAGAUCAUUGGAUCAGUAGAUCGGUGGAUCCGUAGAUCAAUAGAUCAAUAGAUCUAGCGAUCUAUCGAUCUAAGGAUCUAUAGAUCUACUGAUCCAUCGAUCUACUGAUCCAUUGAUCUAGCGAUCUACCGAUCCAUAGAUCUACGGAUCUACUGAUCUACAGAUCCAAGGAUCUAGCGAUCUAUCGAUCUACAGAUCUAUUGAUCCAUUGAUCUACAGAUCCAGCGAUCUAGCGAUCUAGCGGUCCACUGAUUCAUUGAUCUAGCGAUCUACCGAUCCAUAGAUCUACGGAUGUACUGAUCUAUUGAUCUACAGAUCGAAGGAUCUAGCGAUCUAUCGAUCUACAGAUCUACUGAUCCACUGAUCUACUGAUCCAUUGAUCUAGCGAUCCAUCGAUCUACCGAUCUACUGAUCCAGUGAUGUACCGAUCUAGCGUUCUACUGAUCCAUUGAUCUAGCGAUCUACCGAUGCAUCGAUCUACCGAUCUACUGAUCUAUUGAUGUACAGUUCCACCGAUCUAUCGAUCCAUCGAUCUACAGAUCUACUGAUCCAUUGAUCCACAGAUCUAGCGAUCUAUCGAUCUAAGGAUCUAUAGAUCUACUGAUCCAUCGAUCUACUGAUCCAUUGAUCAGGGAUCUACCGAUCCAUAGAUCUACAGAUCUACUGAUCUACAGAUCCAGGAUCUGGCGAUCUAUCGAUCUACAGAUCUACUGAUCAAUGAUCUACAGAUCCAGCGAUCUACCGAUCUACUGAUCCAUCGAUCUGGCGAUCUACCGAUCCAUAGAUCUACAGAUCUUCUGAUCUAUUGAUGUACAGUUCACCGAUCUAUCGAUCCAUGGAUCUACCGAUCUGCUGAUGUGUUGAUCGGUAGAUCUGUAGAUCUAUGGAUCGGUAGAUCGUUGAAUCAAUGGAUCAGUAGAUCGGUAGAUCGCUGGAUCUGUAGAUCAUUAGAUCAGUAGAUCGGUGGAUCCGUGAUCAAUAGAUCAAUAGAUCUGGCGAUCUAUCGAUCUAAGGAUCUAUAGAUCUACUGAUCCAUCGAUCUACUGAUCCAUUGAUCUAGCGAUCUACCGAUCCAUAGAUCUACGGAUCUACUGAUCUACACAUCCAAGGAUCUAGCGAUCUAUCGAUCUACAGAUCUACUGAUCCAUUGAUCUACAGAUCCAGCGAUCUAGCGAUCUAGCGGUCCACUGAUUCAUUGAUCUAGCGAUCUACCGAUCCAUAGAUCUACGGAUGUACUGAUCUAUUGAUCUACAGAUCGAAGGAUCUAGCGAUCUAUCGAUCUACAGAUCUACUUAUCCACUGAUCCAUUGAUCUAGCGAUCCAUCGAUCUACCGAUCCAUCGAUCUACCGAUCUACUGAUCUAUUGAUCUACAGUUCCACCGAUCUAUCGAUCCAUCGAUCUACAGAUCUACUGAUCCAUUGAUCCACAGAUCUAGCGAUCUAUCGAUCUAAGGAUCUAUAGAUCUACUGAUCCAUCGAUCUACUGAUCCAUUGAUCUAGCGAUCUACCGAUCCAUAGAUCUACAGAUCUACUGAUCUACAGAUCCAAGGAUCUAGCGAUCUAUCGGUCUACAGAUCUACUGAUCCAAUGAUCUACAGAUCCAGCGAUCUAAUCCAUUGAUUUAGCGAUCUACCGAUCCAUAGAUCUACGGAUCUACUGAUCUAUUGAUCUACAGUUCCACCGAUCUAUCGUUUCAGCGAUCUACAGAUCUUCUGAUCUAUUGAUCUACAGUUCCACCGAUCUAUCGAUCCGAGGAUCUAUAGAUCCACUGAUCCAUUGAUCUACAGAUCUACCAAUAUACCGAUCCAUUGAUAUAUAGAUCUACUGAUACAUUGAUCUACAGAUCCACCAAUCUAGCCAUGUAGCGAUCCAUCUAUCUACUGUUCUACUGAUCCAUUGAUCUACAGAUCCACCGAUCUAGAGAUCUAGCGAUCCAUCGAUCUACUGGUCUACUGAUCCAUUGAUCUACAGAUCCACCGAUCUAGCGAUCUAGCCAUCCAUCGAUCUACCGAUCUACUGAUCCAUUGAUCUAGCGAUCUACCGAUCCAUAGAUCUACAGAUCUACUGCUCUAUUGAUUUACAGAUCCAACGAUCUAUGCCAUCUAUCGAUCUACAGAUCUAAUGAUCCACUGAUCUACAGAUCCACCGAUCUAGCGAUCCAUCGAUCUACCGAUCCAUUGUUUUAGCGAUCUACCGAUGCAUAGAUCUACAGAUCUACUGAUCCAUUGAUCUACAGAUCCAGCGAUCUAGCGAUCUAGCGAUCUACUAAUCCAUUGAUUUAGCGAUCUACCGAUCCAUAGAUCUACGGAUCUACUGAUCUAUUGAUCUACAGUUCCACCGAUCUAUCGCUUCAUCGAUCUACAGAUCUUCUCAUCCAUUGAUUCACAGAUCUAGCGAUCUAUCGAUCCAAGGAUCCAUAGAUCCGCUUAUCCAUUCAUCUACAGAUCUACCAAUAUACCGAUCCAUUGAUCUAUAGAUCUAAUGAUACAUUGAUCUACAGAUCCACCAAUCUAGCGAUCUAGCGAUCCAUUGAUCUACUGGUCUACUGAUCCAUUGAUCUACAGAUCCACCGAUCUAGCGAUCUAGCCAUCCACCGAUCUACCGAUCUACUGAUCCAUUGAUCUAGCGAUCUACCGAUCCAUAGAUCUACAGAUCUACAGUUCCACCGAUCUAUCGCUUCAUCGAUCUACAGAUCUUCUCAUCCAUUGAUUCACAGAUCUAGCGAUCUAUCGAUCCAAGGAUCCAUAGAUCCCCUUAUCCAUUCAUUUACAGAUCUACCAAUAUACCGAUCCAUUGAUCUAUAGAUCUAAUGAUACAUUGAUCUACAGAUCCACCGAUCUAGAGAUCUAGCGAUCCAUCGAUCUACUGGUCUACUGAUCCAUUGAUCUACAGAUCCACCGAUCUAGCGAUCUAGCCAUCCAUCGAUCUACAGAUCUACUGAUCCAUUGAUCUACAGAUCCAGCGAUCUAGCGAUCUACCGAUCUACUAAUCCAUUGAUUUAGCGAUCUACCGAUCCAUAGAUCUACGGAUCUACUGAUCUAUUGAUCUACAGUUCCACCGAUCUAUCGCUUCAGCGAUCUACAGAUCUUCUGAUCUAUUGAUCUACAGUUCCACCGAUCUAUCGAUCCGAGGAUCUAUAGAUCCACUGAUCCAUUGAUCUACAGAUCUACCAAUAUACCGAUCCAUUGAUAUAUAGAUCUACUGAUACAUUGAUCUACAGAUCCACCAAUCUAGCCAUGUAGCGAUCCAUCUAUUUACUGUUCUACUGAUCCAUUGAUCUACAGAUCCACCGAUCUAGAGAUCUAGCGAUCCAUCGAUCUACUGGUCUACUGAUCCAUUGAUCUACAGAUCCACCGAUCUAGCGAUCUAGCCAUCCAUCGAUCUACCGAUCUACUGAUCCAUUGAUCUAGCGAUCUACCGAUCCAUAGAUCUACAGAUCUACUGCUCUAUUGACUUACAGAUCCAACGAUCUAUGCCAUCUAUCGAUCUACAGAUCUAAUCAUCCACUGAUCUACAGAUCCACCGAUCUAGCGAUCCAUCGAUCUACCGAUCCAUUGUUUUAGCGAUCUACCGAUGCAUAGAUCUACAGAUCUACUGAUCCAUUGAUCUACAGAUCCAGCGAUCUAGCGAUCUAGCGAUCUACUAAUCCAUUGAUUUAGCGAUCUACCGAUCCAUAGAUCUACGGAUCUACUGAUCUAUUGAUCUACAGUUCCACCGAUCUAUCGCUUCAUCGAUCUACAGAUCUUCUCAUCCAUUGAUUCACAGAUCUAGCGAUCUAUCGAUCCAAGGAUCCAUAGAUCCUCUUAUCCAUUCAUCUACAGAUCUACCAAUAUACCGAUCCAUUGAUCUAUAGAUCUAAUGAUACAUUGAUCUACAAAUCCACCAAUGUAGAGACCUAGCGAUCCAUUGAUCUACUGGUCUACUGAUCCAUUGAUCUACAGAUCCACCGAUCUAGCGAUCUAGCCAUCCAUCGAUCUACCGAUCUACUGAUCCAUUGAUCUAGCGAUCUACCGAUCCAUAGAUCUUCGGAUCUACUGAUCUAUUGAUCUACAGAUCCAAGGAUCUAGCGAUCUAUCGAUCUACAGAUCUAUUGAUCUAUUGAUCUACGGAUCCACCGAUCUACUGAUCCAAUGAUCUACAGAUCCAGCGAUCUACCGAUCUACUGAUCCAUUGAUCUAGCGAUCUACCGAUCCAUAGAUCUACAGAUCUACUGAUCCAUUGAUCUAUAGAUCCUUAGAUCGAUAGAUCGCUAGAUCUGUGGAUCAAUGGAUCAGUAGAUCUGUAGAUCUAUGGAUCGGUAGAUCGCUAGAUCAAUGGAUCAGUAGAUCGGUAGAUCGCUGGAUCUGUAGAUCAUUGGAUCAGUAGAUCGGUGGAUCCGUAGAUCAAUAGAUCAAUAGAUCUAGCGAUCUAUCGAUCUAAGGAUCUAUAGAUCUACUGAUCCAUCGAUCUACUGAUCCAUUGAUCUAGCGAUCUACCGAUCCAUAGAUCUACGGAUCUACUGAUCUACAGAUCCAAGGAUCUAGCGAUCUAUCGAUCUACAGAUCUAUUGAUCCAUUGAUCUACAGAUCCAGCGAUCUAGCGAUCUAGCGGUCCACUGAUUCAUUGAUCUAGCGAUCUACCGAUCCAUAGAUCUACGGAUGUACUGAUCUAUUGAUCUACAGAUCGAAGGAUCUAGCGAUCUAUCGAUCUACAGAUCUACUGAUCCACUGAUCUACUGAUCCAUUGAUCUAGCGAUCCAUCGAUCUACCGAUCUACUGAUCCAGUGAUGUACCGAUCUAGCGAUCUACUGAUCCAUUGAUCUAGCGAUCUACCGAUCCAUCGAUCUUCCGAUCUACUGAUCUAUUGAUCUACAGUUCCACCGAUCUAUCGGUCCAUCGAUCUACAGAUCUAAUGAUCCAUUGAUCCACAGAUCUAGCGAUCUAUCGAUCUAAGGAUCUACAGAUCUACUGAUCCAUCGAUCUACUGAUCCAUUGAUCUAGCGAUCUACCGAUCCAUAGGUCUACAGAUCUACUGAUCUACAGAUCCAAGGAUCUAGCGAUCUAUCGAUCUACAGAUCUACUGAUCCAAUGAUCUACAGAUCCAGCGAUCUACCGAUCUACUGAUCCAUCAAUCUAGCGAUCUACCGAUCCAUAGAUCUUCUGAUCUAUUGAUCUACAGUUCCACCGAUCUAUCGAUCCAUCGAUCUACCGAUCUACUGAUGUAUUGAUCUACAGUUCCACCGAUCUAUCGAGCCAUCGAUCUACAGAUCUUCUGAUCCCUUGAUUCACAGAUCUAGCGAUCUAUCGAUCCAAGGAUCCAUAGAUCCCCUUUUCCAUUGAUCUACAGAUCCAGCGAUCUAGCGAUCUAGCGAUCUACUGAUCCAUUGAUCUAGCGAUCUACCGAUUCAUCGAUCUACAGAUCUUCUGAUCCAUUGAUUAACAGAUGUACCGAUCUAUCGAUCUAAGGAUCUAUAGAUCUACUGAUCCAUCGAUCUACUGAUCCAUUGAUCUAGCGAUCUACUGAUCCAUAGAUCUACGGAUCUACUGAUCUACAGAUCCAAGGAUCUAGCGAUCUAUCGAUCUACAGAUCUACUGAUCCAUUGAUCUACAGAUCCAGCGAUCUAGCGAUCUACCGGUCCACUGAUUCAUUGAUCUAGCGAUCUACCGAUCCAUAGAUCUUCGGAUCUACUGAUCUAUUGAUCUACAGAUCCAAGGAUCUAGCGAUCUAUCGAUCUACAGAUCUAUUGAUCUAUUGAUCUACGGAUCCACCGAUCUACUGAUCCAAUGAUCUACAGAUGCAGCGAUCUACCGAUCUACUGAUCCAUUGAUGUAGCGAUCUACCGAUCCAUAGAUCUACAGAUCUACUCAUCCAUUGAUCUAUAGAUCCUUAGAUCGAUAGAUCGCUAGAGCUGUGGAUCAAUGGAUCAGUAGAUCUGUAGAUCUAUGGAUCGGGAGAUCGCUAGAUCAAUGGAUCAGUAGAUAGGUAGAUCGCUGGAUCUGUAGAUCAUUGGAUCAGUAGAUCGGUGGAUCCGUAGAUCAAUAGAUCAAUAGAUCUAGCGAUCUAUGGAUCUAAGGAUCUAUAGAUCUACUGAUCCAUCGAUCUACUGAUCCAUUGAUCUAGCGAUCUACCGAUCCAUAGAUCUAAGGAUCUACUGAUCUACAGAUCCAAGGAUCUACCGAUCUAUUGAUCUACAGAUCUACUGAUCCAUUGAUCUACAGAUCCAGCGAUCUAGCGAUCUAGCGGUCUACUGAUUCAUUGAUCUAGCGAUCUACCGAUCCAUAGAUCUACGGAUGUACUGAUCUAUUGAUCUACAGAUCGAAGGAUCUAGCGAUCUAUCGAUCUACAGAUCUACUGAUCCACUGAUCUACUGAUCCAUUGAUCUAGCGAUCCAUCGAUCUACCGAUCUACUGAUCCAGUGAUGUACCGAUCUAGCGUUCUACUGAUCCAUUGAUCUAGCGAUCUACCGAUGCAUCGAUCUACCGAUCUACUGAUCUAUUGAUGUACAGUUCCACCGAUCUAUCGAUCCAUCGAUCUACAGAUCUACUGAUCCAUUGAUCCACAGAUCUAGCGAUCUAUCGAUCUAAGGAUCUAUAGAUCUACUGAUCCAUCGAUCUACUGAUCCAUUGAUCUAGGGAUCUACCGAUCCAUAGAUCUACAGAUCUACUGAUCUACAGAUCCAAGGAUCUAGCGAUCUAUCGAUCUACAGAUCUACUGAUCCAAUGAUCUACAGAUCCAGCGAUCUACCGAUCUACUGAUCCAUCGAUCUAGCGAUCUACCGAUCCAUAGAUCUACAGAUCUUCUGAUCUAUUGAUGUACAGUUCCACCGAUCUAUCGAUCCAUCGAUCUACCGAUCUACUGAUGUAUUGAUCAGUAGAUCUGUAGAUCUAUGGAUCGGUAGAUCGUUAGAUCAAUGGAUCAGUAGAUCGGUAGAUCGCUGGAUCUGUAGAUCAUUAGAUCAGUAGAUCGGUGGAUCCGUAGAUCAAUAGAUCAAUAGAUCUAGCGAUCUAUCGAUCUAAGGAUGUAUAGAUCUACUGAUCCAUCGAUCUACUGAUCCAUUGAUCUAGCGAUCUACCGAUCCAUAGAUCUACGGAUCUACUGAUCUACACAUCCAAGGAUCUAGCGAUCUAUCGAUCUACAGAUCUACUGAUCCAUUGAUCUACAGAUCCAGCGAUCUAGCGAUCUAGCGGUCCACUGAUUCAUUGAUCUAGCGAUCUACCGAUCCAUAGAUCUACGGAUGUACUGAUCUAUUGAUCUACAGAUCGAAGGAUCUAGCGAUCUAUCGAUCUACAGAUCUACUGAUCCACUGAUCUACUGAUCCAUUGAUCUAGCGAUCCAUCGAUCUACCGAUCUACUGAUCCAGUGAUGUACCGAUCUAGCGAUCUACUGAUCCAUUGAUCUAGCGAUCUACCGAUCCAUCGAUCUACCGAUCUACUGAUCUAUUGAUCUACAGUUCCACCGAUCUAUCGAUCCAUCGAUCUACAGAUCUACUGAUCCAUUGAUCCACAGAUCUAGCGAUCUAUCGAUCUAAGGAUCUAUAGAUCUACUGAUCCAUCGAUCUACUGAUCCAUUGAUCUAGCGAUCUACCGAUCCAUAGAUCUACGGAUCUACUGAUCUAGAGAUCCAAGGAUCUAGAGAUCUAUCGAUCUACAGAUCUACUGAUCCAAUGAUCUACAGAUCCAGCGAUCUACCGAUCUACUGAUCCAUCGAUCUAGCGAUCUACCGAUCCAUAGAUCUACAGAUCUUCUGAUCUAUUGAUCUACAGUUCCACCGAUCUAUCGAUCCAUCGAUCUACCGAUCUACUGAUGUAUUAAUCUACAGUUCCACCGAUCUAUCGAGCCAUCGAUCUACAGAUCUUCUGAUCCAUUGAUUCACAGAUCUAGCGAUCUAUCGAUCCAAGGAUCCAUAGAUCCCCUUAUCCAUUGAUCUACAGAUCCAGCGAUCUAGCGAUCUACUGAUCCAUCGAUUUACAGAUCUUCUGAUCCAUUGAUUAACAGAUGUACCGAUCUAUCGAUCUAAGGAUCUAUAGAUCUACUGAUCCAUCGAUCUACUGAUCCAUUGAUCUAGCGAUCUACUGAUCCGUAGAUCCUCGGAUCUACUGAUCUACAGAUCCAAGGAUCUAGCGAUCUAUCGAUCUACAGAUCUACUGAUCCAUUGAUCUACAGAUCCAGCGAUCUAGCGAUCUACCGGUCCACUGAUUCAUUGAUCUAGCGAUCUACCGAUCCAUAGAUCUACGGAUCUACUGAUCUAUUGAUCUACAGAUCCAAGGAUCUAGCGAUCUAUCGAUCUACAGAUAUACUGAUCUACGGAUCCACCGAUCUACUGAUCCAAUGAUCUACAGAUCCAGCGAUCUACCGAUCUACUGAUCCAUUGAUCUAGCGAUCUACCGAUCCAUAGAUCUACAGAUAUACUGAUCUAUUUAUCUACAAUUCCACCGAUCUAUCGAUCCAUUGAUCUAGAGAUCUACUGAUCCCUUGUUCCACAGAUCUAGCGAUCUAUCGAUCCAAAGAUCUAUAGAUCUACUGAUCCAUUGAACUAUAGAUCUUCUGAUACAUUGAUCUACAGAUCCACCAAUCUAGCGAUCUAGCGAUCCACCGAUCUACUGCUCUAUUGAUCUACAGAUCCAACGAUCUAUGCGAUCUAUCGAUCUACAGAUCUACUGAUCCACUGAUUUACAGAUCCAUCGAUGUAGCGAUCCAUCGAUCUACCGAUCUACCAAUCCAUUAAUAUACCGAUCGAUCCAUGUAUAGAUCCACUAAUCCAUUGAUCUACAGAUCUAGCGAUCUACCGCCCCAUUGAUCUUUAGAUACACCGAUCCACUGAUCUACAGUUCUAGCGAUCUAGCGAUCCAUUUAUCUACAGAUCCACCGAUGUAGCGAUAUAGUAAUCUAUCGAUCUCUGGAUCUAGCUAUCUACCGAUCCAUAGGGUACCAUAGAUUUAGAGAUCUACUGAUCCACCGAUCUAGCGAUCCAUCGAUCUACAGAUCUACUGAUCCAUUGAUCCACAGAUCUAGCGAUCUAUCGAUCCAUGGAUCUCUAGAUCCACUGAUCCAUUCAUCUAUAGAUCUAGCCGUAUACCUAUCCAUGGAUCUAUAGAUCUACUGAUACUUUGAUCUACAGAUCCACCAAUCUAGGGAUCUAGCGAUCCAUCAAUCUACCGGUCUACUGAUCCACUGAUCUACUGAUCUAUUGAUCUAGCGAUCCAUCGAUCUACCGAUCUACUGAUCCAGUGAGAAACCGAUCUAGCGAUCUACUGAUCCAUUGUUCUAGCGAUCUACCGAUCCAUCGAUCUACCGAUCUACUGAUCUGUUGAUAUACAUUUCCACCGAUCUAUCGAUCCAUCGAUCUACAGAUCUACUGAUCCAUUGAUCCACAGAUCUCGCGAUCUAUCGAUCUAAGGAUCUAUAGAUCUACUGAUCCAUCGAUCUACUGAUCCAUUGAUGUAGCGAUCUACCGAUCCAUAGAUCUACGGAUCUACUGAUCUACAGAUCCAAGGAUCUAGCGAUCUAUCGAUCUACAGAUCUACUGAUCCAUUGAUCUACAGAUCCAGCGAUCUAGCGAUCUACCGGUCCACUGAUUCAUUGAUCUAGCGAUAUACGGAUCUACUGAUCUAUUGAUCUAGCGAUCUACCGAUCUACCGAUCCAUCGAUCUACCGAUCUACUGAUCUAUUGAUCUACAGUUCCACCGAUCUAUCGAUCCAUCGAUCUACAGAUCUACUGAUCCAUUGAUCCACAGAUCUAGCGAUCUAGUGAUCUACCGGUCCACUGAUUCAUUGAUCUAGCGAUCUACCGAUCCAUAGAUAAGCGAUCUAGCGAUCUACCGAUUCAUCGAUCUACCGAUCUAUUGAUCUACAGUUCCACCGAUCUAUCGAUCCAUCGAUCUACAGAUCUACUGAUCCAUUGAUCCACAGAUCUAGCCAACAAAGGUAAUUUGCGCAAAACAUGGAAUGUUAUCAACGAGCUAACUUCAUGUAACAGUGGUAAGUCAACGAAUAUUUUGGAGAUCAAGGUAGAUGAUAAAAUAGCAAGUAACCCUUUGGACAUUGCGGAAACUAUUAACGAUCACUUUACAAACGUUGCGCAAGUAUUAGCACAAGGUAUUCCUGUUGUCGAUGUUAAUCCUGAGUCUUAUUUAAGGCCCACUGAUCAUUCGUUUUCUCUGCAAAUUCCGAGUGUUGAUAUUGUUUCUAACGUUUUGUCGAAAAUUGAUGAAAAGAAAGCCACCGGUCUUGAUAUGAUUCCGAGUAAAUUGUUGAAAAUGGCUGCUAAUAUCGUCGCACCCUCUCUUACCUCAAUAUUCUCAAAGUCUUUUCUCAGUGGGAUAUAUCCAAACGAUUGGAAAACAGCCAAAGUGACUCCACUUUUUAAAAAGGGCAUUAAAUCGGACCUUAACAACUACAGGCCGAUAUCUGUAAUCCCUAUAAUUUCGAAAGUUUUUGAAAGAAUUGUUUAUAAUCAACUUUUCCAUUAUCUAGAUGAUAAUAAAUUGCUACUAGGUUGCCAAUCAGGGUUCCGUUCUCUACAUAGUACGCUCACGGCUUUGCUUGAGGCAACAAAUGCUUGGUCAGUAAACAUCGACAAUGGCCUUCUAAAUGGCGUUGUCUUUAUUGACCUUACUAAGGCAUUCGACACCAUUGAUCAUGAGAUCAUCUUGCGUAAGAUGUCGUACUUGGGUGUCGAUCAGGCAGCUAUAAAUGGUUCUCGUCGUACUUAAGUGGCCGAACCCAAAGAUGUAAUGUCAGUGGCAAACUAUCAUCUGCUCGUACCCUCAGUUGGGGCGUGCCGCAGGGUAGCAUAUUGGGUCCUUUGCUAUUUUUAAUUUACAUUAAUGAUCUUCCCAACUCCCUGCGGGGCGCCGUACCAAGAAUGUUUGCCGACGACACCAACCUUACGUUAUCUGCUAAGACGUUAACAGAGCUUAAGCUAGCUCUAACCCUGAAUUAAAUAACCUUAGCUGUUGGCUGAAAGCUAACAAGCUCAGUCUAAAUGUUGCUAAAACAGAGCUAAUGAUUAUUGGAUCAAGACAAAGACUAUCUGCCCAAUGUGACGAUGUAGAAAUCAGAAUUGAUGACCAAAUUAUUAAGAGAGUCGAUCAUACCAAAUCCUUGGGUCUUACCAUAGAUGCUCAACUCUCUUGGGGUAAACACGUUGAAGAGAUUUGCAAGAAAGUCUCUUCAGCUAUAGGCGCCCUAAAACGUGUGCGGCCCUUUAUAUCCAAAGAAACUGCAAUUCAAAUUUAUAACGCUUUAAUUAUGCCUCAUUUUGAUUACUGCAGCCCCGUCUGGGACUGUUUGAGUGGUUACUUGAGUGAUAAGCUCCAAAAAUUACAGAAUCGUGCAGCCAGAGUUAUUACUAAAUCACCCUUUGAUGCGAGCUCAAACCACCUUCUCUCCACCCUCAGCUGGGAGAGGCUAUCUCUUCGACGAAAGAAACAAAAAGCCGUAAUGAUGUAUAAAACCAUGAAUGACCUUGCUCCAGAAUAUCUGCAAAGUCUUUUCUCUCAGCGUCACUCUGCUUACAACUUAAGAAACUCUGAGGGAAGGCUGACCUUGUCCAAACCAAGCACCAAUUAUUUGAAACGAAGCUUCUCUUACAGCGGGGCCAUGUUAUGGAAUAACUUGCCCAAAAACUUAAAAAACGCUGCAUCCGUUGAGCAUUUUAAGCGAAAUAUCAAGAAGGUAGCUGAUAUAUCGGAUUCCCACACGGCAAUCAUGUAAAGCAGUUGUAAUUAGUUUUAGUUUUUAACUUAAGCUUAACUGAUGAUUUCCCGUGUUUAAAUAAAGAUUUACAUACAUACAUAGAUCUAGCGAUCUAUCGAUCUAAGGAUCUAUAGAUCUACUGAUCCAUCGAUUUACUGAUCCAUUGAUCUAGCGAUCUACCGAUCUAUAGAUCUACGGAUCUACUGAUCUACAGAUCUAGCGAUCUAUCGAUCUAAGGAUCUAUAGAUCUACUGAUCCAUCGAUCUACUGAUCCAUUGAUCUUGCGAUCUACCGAUCGAUUGAUCUACGGAUCUACUGAUCUACAGAUCCAAGGAUCUAGCCAUCUAUCGAUCUACAGAUCUACUGAUCCAUUGAUCUACAGAUCCAGCGAUCUAGCGAUCUACCGGUCCACUGAUUCAUUGAUCUAGCGAUCUAGCGAUCCAUAGAUCUACGGAUCUACUGAUCUAUUGAUCUACAGAUCCAAGGAUCUAGCGAUCUAUCGAUCUACAGAUCUACUGAUCCACCGAUCUAGCGAUCCAUCGAUCUACAGAUCUACUGAUCCAUUGAUCCACAGAUCUAGCUAUCUAUCGAUCCAUGGAUCUCUAGAUCCACUGAUCCAUUCAUCUAUAGAUGUAGCGAGAUACCUAUCCAUGGAUCUAUAGAUCUACUGAUACUUUGAUCUACAGAUCCACCAAUCUAGGGAUCUAGCGAUCCAUCGAUCUACCGGUCUACUGAUCCACUGAUCUACUGAUCUAUUGAUCUAUUGAUCCAUCGAUCUACCGAUCUACUGAUCCAGUGAUGUACCGAUCUAGCUAUUUACUGAUCUAUAGAUCCACUGAUCUUUUGAUCGACAGAUCUACCGAUCCAUCCAUCUAUAGAUCCACUGAUCCAUUGAUCUACAGAUCUAGUGAUCUACCGAUCCAUGGAUCUAUAGAUCUACUGAUCCAGUGAUCUACCGAUCUAGCGAUCCAUCGAUCUUGAGAUCUACUGAUCCGUUGAUCCGUAGAUGCACCGAUCUAGCGAUCCAUUGAUAUACAGAUCUACUGAUCCAUUGAUCUACCGAUGUAGUGAUCUACCGAUCCAUAGAUCUACAGAUCUAGUGAUCCACCGAUCUAGCGAUCCAUCGACCUUUAAAUUUACUGAACCAUUGAUCUACAUACCCACCGAUCUAGCGAUCUGCCGAUUCAUCGAUUCAUAGAUCCACUGAUCCAUUGAUCUACAGAUCUACCGAUUUACCGAUCCAUCCAUCUAUAGAUUUACAGAUCUAGCGAUCUACCGAUGCAUGGAUCUCUAGAUCUACUGAUCCAUUGAUCUACAGAUCCACCGAGCUAACAAUCAACCGCAGAUCCACCGUUGUGAGCGAUCUACUAAAGAUCCACCGAUCUAGCGAUCCACCAUACUACAGAUCUACUGAUCCAUUGAUCUUUAUAGAGACCGCCGCUCUAGCGAUCCACCGAUACAUAGAUUUACUGAUCUUCUGAUCUAUUGAUCUGCAUUUCUACCGAUCUACAGACGCGCAUGGUUAAGAAAUCCAUCUCGCCGGAUACAAACCAGCUACUCCCUGCUACCGUGAAGAAAUUUAUUUAGCGGUCAGAGCGGGACUUGAACUUCGGGCUUCCGAAUUGCAAGUCCGGUUAGAGCGAGUCGGUUACGCAGCGGGACGGGGGAGGAAAGAAAAUGGCAAACCUUUUUUGACAAGCGUGACAAUAAUUGUGUUUGAAACAAGUUUCGCCAAACUUCAUUUUCGUUUAAAGAGAUCUUUUUGUAAAGGACCACCCUGUGGGGCCCGUUGCUCGAAAGUCCCGGCAACUUUUCGGGCCCGAAAUCAAAUAUUCAAAUCGAAAUAUAAAGAAUAAGACCGCUGCUCCUGGCUAGGAAACUACUCCAUUUUGUUUCAUUAACUGAUAGUGUUAUCACGUUAGAUGCAAGACUAUUAAAACCUCGAUCUUCAAUGUAAACGGAGACAGCUUAUCGGGCCCGUUAAUUAUCGGGACUUUCUAGAAACGGGUCCCAGAAAACAUUGCUGUAAAGACAAAACGCGCAAGUAAUAGCCCUGUCUUGUUUUCUCACACACAGGUGUUUUGCCGUCCUGUCGCGUAAGGGUUGAUUUCCAUUGUCGCGUAAUUUUUCCCUGCGAACGCACUUAAAAUUAACGUGCUUAAAUGAAAUAGAGGAAAUGUAUGAAAGGCCACGCCUAAACGUGAAACUUGAGCGAAGUUCAACUUUUACGUUUACGCGUGAUUUCCAUACACUGCCUCUAUUUUAUCUACGCGCGUGAAAUUUACAACCAACCCUGACUAAAAUAUUGUUGUAAAUAAAAAUAAAUGAAUAAAUUGAUGACGCCGAAACGUUGACUUGUUAGACAUAUUAUUUUUUGUUUGUUUACGCUUUAAAUAGUAAAUCGCUGUUGAUUUUUUUGUUGUUGUUGUUCUAGGACUGUGAGACAAGAACUGCAAGAUGUACAGAUAUACGCUGCACUAUUAAAUUCUUAAAAGCUGAUGAUGAUGUUACACUUACAAUAGUUUCUCGUCUUUGGAAUGGUACCAUGAUAGAAGUGAGUGUUCCACCAAAUUUUAUUUGAAUGAAAUGAAUAUCUUAUUCCUUAACAACUGAUUGUAAUUUGCAAUGUUCCAGUUGGGUUCAGGGUUCUAAAAGGUUUCAAUUCCGUUGAGUGUUGUACAUUGUGUUUCUAGCCUUGUCAAUGUAUGUUCAUAAACAUCAAGUCUAUAGUGUAAGGAGCGUCCUGUUCUUCUCUGGGUUUAUUAGUCGGAUGAUAAACUCGAGCUAGAGGAAAAUCGCUACCCUCGAGGAGACGACGCUGGUGGGGUAAAGUAGCUUGGUGUAACCUCGCAAAAAGCGAUUCCCGAUCUGGCGCUUAUUUCUCGCUCUCUUCUAUCUCAGAGAAAAACCUGCAUACCUCUCGUUUUCCACAGCCAAUAUAGGGUUUUCACUCACUGUGUUACAGUAUGUUUCUUGGAAGAAAAGAAAGUUCUUAUACAUGUAUAACAAAAGUGUUCAACUACCAAUAGGUGUGGUACCCGAACAUGGCCGCCAUUUCGUUAUUUCGGGGCACCAAUGUGGCCAAUGUAACGUCAUGUGAAGGCGCUCUUAACAUGGCUAAAGAAUAGUCCACGUUCGAUAUAUUAAAAUUCUUACAUGACUCCGAGACUUAAGAGACAAAAUUGAACGUGGGCAUUAUCUCCCCGAUGUGUUCCUUGUGGAAUGGAAUGGCGAUGCAGUCUCUAAUCAUGUGGAUUUGUUUUUGUAUAGGAUUAUCAGGGUCAGCUUCUUAAAGUGAUAUCACGAGCCACAGUAAGGUCAUUGAAUACCUUUGUAGUGGAGAAAAACAAAGCAAAUAACAAAGCGAAGGUAUGGUUGCAGAUGUAGCAACGAAAUUUCAGCCUGGAACAUUAAUUUAAAGCUCUCUAAUAAAGUUAACCGUAGCUUGCGAUCUUCUGUUGUUGCUCUAGUUAUUCAUUUUUUUGCCGCUUUCGGGUACGGUUGUUAUGAAUUUAGUUGCAUGGGUAAUUCCGCGUUGUUAAAUUAGUCGCGCGUUGAUACGCUUUUUGGUAUCCCUUUAAACCCGUGUAAACUUUUUAAAAAGAGAAACUGGUGCCCUACCUCGGCCUUGAUGUAUUGAUCUCGCUAUCGCUCGGUCAAUACAUCAAGGCCUCGGUCUGAGAUUUCCCUUUAAUGACCUCACUCUCGGUUAAUAAGUAGUAUAUCGUGACAUCACGCUUGGUCAAUAACGCUUCUGUGAUUCUUACACAGGUUGGGACAGAAUUAACCCCAGAUACCAAUGUAGCUGCACCUUCUAAAAAGCUGCCAAACUGGGUUAUACCGGUCUGCGUUGUAGGUGCAGUGCUUCUUCUAGUGUUAAUAGUAUUUUGCUUAUAUAAGGUGAGUACCUUGGAUAAUAUCGAUCAGGUUAAAGCUCGAAAUAAUCGCAAGUUUUGUUUCACAACAUCAUUUAUCCUUCCGCUCUUAGACCAAAGUCAUGACGAGGUCACUUUUCACUCGAACUUUUGAAGCUGUGAAUGAAAUCCCAUUUUUUUACCAUUCAAAUGAAACCUCUUCAGCAGUACUUUCACAUAGUACUAUUUAUUUGGCAUGUGGUUCUUACUUUUGAGUCUGUGGACCAAAUACCAUGGUGUUACCAUUCGAAUGAAACCUCUUCAGCGGUACUUUCACAUGGUGCUAUUUAUUUCGUAUGUUGUUGUUGUGACUUUUAAGUCGUGGAUGAAAUCCUAUGGUGUUACCAUUCAUGAAACCUCUUUGGCUGCACUUUUGCAUGGUGCUAUUAAUUUGGUAGGGUUUUACAAAAGAGAUUUCUGGACGUUUGGGGAAUUUGUGUUGAUUUGCUACUGUCCGGAGUGAACGGGUUUAAAGCACUAUCGGGGGUGGGGGGCGUUCUUGACAGAUCUGGUUUGAUUGGCUUCUGUAAGGGUUCUUCUCAGUACACUCCAACAUUCGAGUUUCUCGGAAAGGUAUCGUAGCUUUUACUGUGGGGUGGUUUACAGAAGACCACAAGGGCGUGCCACUCUUACUCUAGGUGUAGAAUUUCGCUCAUUUCUAAAUCUGUGAAGCGUCCUGUCUCUUCUAGCCAGCAGUUGGGCUCUUACAGGCUCAAAUAUUUGACUUAUUUCCGAAUCCUCUCGAAUAAUAGUCGUGUAAGGAAUGCCGAAUUCCAUGAUGCGUGUUUUAAAUGCGCAUGCCUACAUGUUUUCGUCAGCUUGAAUAAUAAGACCAUGUUGAUCGACAGUAAAGUAACCUUCGAAUUUCUUUUUGGUCUGGUUUAGAUGGGAUUCUUCAAACGUCAAAAAUAUGACAAGAAUAUUAGUGACCCAAGUGAAAUGGAGGGAAUGUUAGACAAUGGAAAGGCUUGAAUCUGCCAACUCCUCAAAGCUAGUUAGUAGUUCAUUGCAGUCUGAGAAGCGCCGAGGUGCAUCGACUGAAACAGUUCGUCGUAGGAAAGAAGAUAAGGCACUUCAAUUCACACCAUGAAGAGCUUUGGUUAAGAAAUCCUUCCGCGAAGUGAACCGAGGGAAAGACUAUUUUCAUCUCUGUUAAUUAACUUUCUCUGGACAAUGUCUGGCGUCAUAUUUAUCCACAAGAUUUGGUCAAAAGUUCGAUCAUCUUGGAUUCAGGUUUCUCUUGGAUGGCAGUUUUUACAGAUAACCUUCGUAUCGACUGGGUGACGGAGUCAUAAAUAGGAGUGUUUUACUGUGAAAGACAGACAGCACUGCAACACACUUUUACAGUAUAAACCCCGUCAUAAUUUUCCCUGCUUCCUAGACUGGACGUAGCUUGCAAUCGAGGCUCUUAGGGGUAAUCUUUCCACAUGUAAAUAUUUUUUAAAGCGAAGAUUUUUCCCAUGUUAGCUUCGACUUCAAGCUUGUUCUAGUUUGCUACCAUUUAGAGGGAUAUCAUCUAUUUCGAAUGUUUUUUUUUUUAUCUCUGCUUAUAAAGGGUGUUUCCCGGGAUUUAAAAGACUGAACUACAAAACAGAGGUUUCCUUUUGUGGUUCUAUAUCUUAGUUGUUAAAUUUUAAUUGCUAGUUUUUAUAUUCUAUCAAUAUUUUAAAUAUUUCCUAAGCUUAUUUUUAAGAUGGUUUCUUGCUUUUUAUAUUGUUACUUAAUAUCAGUUGAAAAUACUGUGUUUUGAUGUAGAACAGGGAAAUUUUAUCAGCUGCGACGACAAAAACGAAGAGAACACUGCUUGACGAAAAAAUGCUCUGAAAUUGUUUCAGUUUAAUUAAUGUAUUUAACGACAGACUUAAUAACCAUGGUAUGAUGUGACGUCGCAUCGUAUAGAGGUGUGGCGGCCAAGAGGUUAGCAUGUCGAACUUUGGAUCUUUAGGUCUGUUUCGGAGUCUUACUAUCGUGUUGUUACCUAGUCUGUUUCCGGCUCCAAGAUAGUGGGGGAAGCAGAUCGAGAAAAGUAGCGUGAAAACCGUUAUUUCACUACUCGCUCGCUAGCUUUUUUCGCUCUUCUGGCACAGGCUAGGCGUUUCCUCAGACAAACAAACUUUGCUGCACUUUUGUCUCUUUACCCAGGUGUAUAAAUGGGUACCAGUGACAUACUACUGGGGGGAGGGUAAUCCUGCGUUGAACUGACAUCCCAUCCAAGAAGGGGGUGGGGGUAGCAAUACUUAUUAUUUUAUCUGCUUCAUGCUAUGGAAACUGGGUUAAGCUGGAGCCCUGUUAUCAAAAUUUAAAAUGCACAGGCAGAGGCACUGGUUUGCUUACUGUAUGUUAUCCGAUUGGUUUUGAAAUGUUCUCUUCUCGAAUGCCAUCUGAUUGCUCGUAGUCACAUCAUAGCCAAGUUAGUACGCUGUCAUGCUGCAAAAAUCGCAAGUCAUCUACCUCACACUUUGUCUCGUAGAAACGUUGCAACUAAUUCCUGCACGGCCUUUGUAAGUGUUGCUACCCGUUUUACCACACUAGAUUCGACUCGACCAUAGCUAACAGAAAUGUUAAGACUGGGAAAAAAAAGUGUUGAGCCUCGGGACGAGACUAUGAACUUAGUAAAGCCCUGUGGAGGGCAAGGUAGCCGAAAAUAGAUUAGAAAUGCGUCCUCUUGAUGGUUGCUUUUCUUUCUCCAGAAUACUCUCCUUUCUCUAAAAUAAUUGGGUCGUAGCGCCUUAGUAAUUACACGUUUAACCGCGGUUUGGCCGUAUGCGAAAAUUAAUAAUGAUGGCAAAUUUUGAAUUUGCAGUAUUUUUUAUGCCUCUAUAAGAACAUAGAACAUUUUUAAAAUUAAGUGUCACAACAGAGACGUAUUCGCUUACGAUGUUGCUUUUGCAAAUUGACAUAAAAUUUCUUGUAGAAUUUCCAAUUUAAUUGUGGCUACUAUUUAAAAGUAAUAAGUUUACGUUUAGUUUUAUUUUGGGCGAUAAAAAAAACUUAAGUAAACUUAUACUUCUUAAUGCAAAAGCAAUUUAACUGUGUCGUAUGACAAGUUUGUCGUCCUCUGAGUGGUUGCCCUGUGUCAUAGAAAUGACACAGGGCGAUAUAUGAGAAUAUUGAUUGUUACUGUUAAUUUUCUUUGUUGUUGUUGGGAAGAGGGGUUGGGGGCGGUUUAACUGCUAUGUAAACCAAAUAGAUAACUGCCUUUUUAAAUUUGUACAAACAACAGGAAAACACAACUUGAUAACAAUUGAAGUUGUUUAAAUUUAGCUUUAAUUAUUUUUGAACGCUUUUUAUCAGGGGUUAGUUUCUUCAUUGCAAAAAUCAUCAUGACCAUCUCUCGAAUGGAGGAUGACAUGUUUGUAGCUAAGUGAAGACUUAAUUUUGGGGUCUUAACCUCUACUUGCUUGUAAUUUAUUUUACAAUGUAACACUGAUGGUUAUUUCUUAAGCAUAUUUAUAAAACAAGCUUCUGUCAAUUGGAACGUUUUUAAGCGUUCAAAACUACUCUGACGAUUCUGUUUUUCCUUUGCUUUCGCACCUGUGAAAAACAGACGGUAUUUUAUUAAUUUCAACCCUUUUGUAAAGCUUCCCCUGUAUAAUUAAUGACAACAUAAAUCGCCAUUGGUUUUGCUGUGGACGUUAGGGCCUGUUUAAACGCAUUUAACAUUUCAACCUUUGGGCCCUUUAGACUUAAUAAAAUUUUCUACUAAAAUGUACAGGUGGACGAGUUAACGCAACCAAUAAAACUAUAGUUAAUGCCUUUUACUCGGACUACAUUCAUUUUUUGGGUAUGAAAUCCAAACGCUAAACCCUUC